This is a messenger RNA of Podarcis lilfordi (Lilford's wall lizard), 52864 nucleotides long. The record is from the annotation of a GenBank genome assembly. NCBI's taxonomy places the organism in Eukaryota, Metazoa, Chordata, Lepidosauria, Squamata, Lacertidae.
AUGCGGCAGCGGUUCCCCCGGCUUAUUCCUCUCCUCAGCAGGACUGUGCUGCUCUCCUGGGGCUGCUGCCUCGCCCGGCCUCUCGCUCCGCCUCGCCUGCUUUUGCUGCGACAGCGGCUCUUCGUCUCCGGGUAUCGUGUCUCCUUCCCCACCUCCUCCGCCACGCGGCGCGCCGUUGCCCCAAAAUGGGGGUGUUGUGUGCCAGUGUAGUAGUAGUAGUAGUAGUAGCAGGAGUAGUAUUAAGGGGGGGAGAGGGGUGUGUGGGUGUGUGUGCGCGCGCCCCCCAGCUCCGUCUUUCCGUUGUGUAAGCCGUUGAGGAGGCGCGAGGAGGAGGGUGGGGUGGGAUGUCUCUCUCCACCCCCCCACCUGGGUUUCUGCCCUGGUUGUAUAACAGGCGGUUAAAUGUGUGUGAUUUUUCUGGAGGGGGACCUCUACCUGGGAGCGGGUGAAUCAGCGCUAAUGCGAGGCCGUGGGGGAAGGGAAGGUGGACUCUGGCACUGAGCUGUUUAAGGAGGGAGGCUUGGCUUUGAGGGGAAGGGGCGGUGUAGCGGCCUCUUUCUCCGAGCCUGCGAAGUGACUCUGGUAGGCAAGAAAGGGGGUCGGUCGUAUGCGGCUGCGAAAUAGCCCCCAAGCGAUUGAGUCGGGUGUAGUGGUGCAAGUAGGAGUAAGCAAGUCGUAAACAGCUGGCGCAAAUAAUGCUCAGUGGUGGCUGUGGUUGUUUUCUUUUCCCUAUCCCUCCGCCCACCCCUUGUAUUUUUUGCUGGGAGUCAUGUUUUUAAUGGGAGGAAUUCAACGUCACAUUGGUCGUAACCGGUUUACUAAGGGGAGAACUUAGCAAGCGGCGAACGAUCGCUGAAAUUCGAGCGAAAGAAUUUUUUUUCGCAGAAAAAAUCUGGGAAAUCGAGUUUUUUUCUUCGCAAACUGCGAUCGUCUUUAAAUACUGUGUCGCCGACGGUACACGAAUGCUUUUCUCUUAGUGUGUGCGAAUGUCAGAAACGAGAGCACAAAAUACAUGCAUGCAGGCGAGGGUUUUGCAAUAUCGUGUUGCUGUUUUUUAAGUGCGACUGUUUUGCAUGAGUUGGCAAUAUUAGUUGUUUACCUACAGGGCUGAUGGAAAGUACUUCCCUGCAAGUGUGUACGUAACAGGUUUAUCAGAUUUCCGUUGUCUUUGAAGAGGAUUAGCUUUUAAUGCUUGCAUGGCUUUCAUGUGGACUUAAAAACACAGUGCAGACAACUUUGUUUAGAGCAAGAAUCGGGAACCAUGUUAGCCCAACAUUAUGUAAGUUAGCAAUGCAUUAGACACCUUUAUAAGUUGUUCCGCAGGAAGGAAGCUUCUCUCCCCACCCAUUCAAAACUGUGGUUUUGACACUGUUUAACAACUAUUUUACUUUAUAGAACACAUGCAGGAAUGCUAAACACACUUACUUGGGAGUAAGCCCCCACUGAACUAAAUAAGACUUCUUAGUAGACAGCUGUACAAUUGUACCAUAAAUCAUUUUGAAUUCAAAAGGUAUGCCAUAAUUGAACAGAGUAGGAUUUGGCUUGUACUCAGAAAACAUACUUAAAUACAAAUGAGGCAACGGUUAGUUUAAAUACAGUAGUUUAAGUACAAUAUACAGCAGGUAUAUAGGGCAUCUGUUUUCUGACAGAUUGGUCUGUAUGAGGAAGAACAACCACAGCGCUGAACAAAAGCGUGCAAAGCUUUGAAAAUGUAUAGGCUUAGGUUAAUGUAGUAAGAUGAGGUGCAACAAAGUGCUCUUGGAAUUAAACUCCAUUGAACUUGGUGGGAGUUGCCUACCACUAAACAUACAUAAAUAAGAUCAGGUUGUACAGGUUUCCAGUGAAUGUGUCAUGUAGUAGCAAGAUUUUUGAACUUAAGAGCUAUUAUAAAAAAUUAUUUGAUCUAUUUAUUAAAUAUAAAUCUGUUGCUAACAUAUUAAGAAAGGAUGACUGAGAAGCUUUCACCAAAGGUAACUUAAUACUCUGAUAUAUGUUGGAAAUAAAUGCACCCCUUGAUUCUGUUGGAAUUAGGCCCACAUAACUGCAUCAGUAAAUUUUUUAAAGAAGUGGGACAAAGGUUUCAACAACACAAUCCAUAAAACGAGUUGGCAACACUUCAGAUUAUUUCAUGCUUUAAUUAUUCUUUUCUGCCCGUAUGUGCACCACAUGCAUGUACUGUACACAACAUCAGAAGUAGGGCUAUCUCCUAUUUAAAGAAAUCUUAAUUUUUAGUUGCUCUGCAUACAUUUGCACAUUAAAAGUUCUUCAGAUGAUUUGAUUUCUCAGCCCUCCUGUGUCUUCCUGGAGCAAAUGGUACUUCUAAAAUGUUCUUUGAACUUUUUAAUACAUUAUCAAUACUGAUUUUUUUAAAAGGUAAAUUGAGGAUACCUUUCCAGUUGGGCACAAUGUUUAAUUCAUUGAUCAAAUAGUUGCUGAAUCGCACAACAGAAGAUAGCUUCGUUUUGCUGGAGCAAUAGACAGUAGUUGGAUUUUCUAUCCACCCUAUGAAUGUUUGGACAUGGCCAAUACUAAUACAAUGAGAUCAUCCAUCCAGGCUCCCAUCCUACACUGUUACACCUUUUGUUCACUUUGUUUGUUAUUUUUUCUUAUUCACAAGAAAUUCUAUCAUCUCCAGAAAUAGGUUUUUUAACUUCUCUCCCCCCCCCCCCCAAUUUUUUUGGGCUGUGGCUCCUGUUUGCUAACAGAGUAUCUCCAUUUCAAUGUCAGAGUAUGAAAUUAUGCUCUUUUACUUUCUCUUGAUCCCAUUAGAUUUAUAGUACCAGUGUAUCAUUGAAUCUGAAAUGUGUGUCACAGUUGUGGGCUACAUUGAUGUCAAGAACUUCUACCUCAAAUCCCUGGGCACAGUUCUUGAUGUUUCAGAUCUUGUCUACUGAGCAGGGUAUAAAACCAACCCUGCAAUAUAGUAUACUACCACCACUCCUUAAGUCCAACCAGCCUGGGCCGAGAGACCCUUACUGAAUCCUUCUAGGAUAUCAGAGAAGGAGAAGUUAAAAGCAGGGCACUUAGGAACUGGAUUCAGUACCAAGGCUUUAUCCCAAAAGACAGACACCCAUCUUAAAUGAGAUAGUUAUUCAAAGGAAAAGCAUGUGAAAGUCCCAUAAAAAGUGCAGAUCUUAAAUACAAUUGACAAUUAUGAAUGGAAUCAUGAAACUAACUUUCUAAAACUGACCCGAAAGCUUCCCUAGCACAGAAAAUAGGAUCUUGCAGGCAUUACAAAGAAACAGGUACAAGCAACAGGAAAGAAGAGACAAAGGGGUGAAGGCAAUGGCUAACUUUAUAGUAAAAAGGUAUAGCAACUGGGGUGAGUCCCCUGAGCCAAUGAAACGCUUAGAAACUUCCUGAACUUGGGCAUAUGUUCAUUCUCACAGCUGUAGUCGAUUCUCAAUUAGCAGGCCCAGUCGCUGACCUUGAGACACAGGAGGGUGAGAUAACGCAGGUGCUUCAAACUGAUGAACUCAUCCCAAUUACUGAAAUAUAACUGUUUCUCACAGAGGCUUAAAGCAAGAGAGCCAUUUUUCUUGAUAGAUGUUGCUGAUUUCAUGAAAGGUUAGUAUCUUGAUAGAAAAUUUGUGUAGUAUGUUAAUUGAGUCUUCUCUCUGUAAGGCAGGGUAGCUUUCUUUGACUUGAGGGAUUCACUUAGGGGCCCCAUUCCAGUAGUAGGUGUGGCUGCCACACACUCAUUAAUGUACUUGCAUGUUGCAUGCGUGCAGACACUCUUACACAGAAUAUCCACAGGCAGACAGCCUCCCCACCCCAGCUGAUCCACGCUGAGGGUGAUUAUCAUUCCCUCUCUGCUCAGAUGAUCAAUCUCAUGACACUGGAGAGUGAUUUGAAUUCCCUUUGGGGAACUGGGCUCUUCCCACUCCAGCACUGUGUCCGUUUCAUUUUCUUUCUUUUUUGCUGCUUCAGCAAAAAUCAGAGUUUUGGGAGGGCCAGAAAAAUUUGCUUAAGGGGUCAGAUCAGACCUGAACUGAGAUUAGCCAUCCCUGUUAUAAGGUGAUCAUACAGCAGCAAAUAACAAAGAGAGGGUAUAGGUUGGCUUUCUUUUAUCUUUCUAAGGUACCUACUAGAUAAGAAUUGAUUACAAGAAACAACAAAAGUGGUUAGGAAAAAACUGUGUUACUUUUUUUGGUUAAAGCAGCUGGCGAGAGUGCAGUCCAGUUUUUUAACUAGGUUUUUUUGGUAGUAUACAGGGUGACUUAAUAUUUAAAAUAUUGGUUGACAUAUUUCCCAGAUAGAAACAGAUACCAGAUUGUCACGUGGUUCCUAUUUAUAAGUACCCUAUGAAGUAAGUGAGUAGAACCCUCCCAGCAACCAGCUCAUCACACACUUAAACUACCAUUGGGAUCAAUUCUAAGUAGUGUUCCCAUGAUUAGUAGUCUUGUCUCCAUCCUUUGUCACUGAAACAUUAGAUUGUGUGGGCCCUUGUGAAAAUGGAAAGGACAGCAAGAAACAAGCCAAUUAGAGAGGAAUACUGUUGGAAGGCCGAAAGAAAUGUGAUCUUAAACUACAAGGGAAACGAAGGAAAAGGGGAAGCAAGAUAAAAAGUUAGUUUCAUUAUUUUCCUAAGGUGGGGGGGAUAAUCAUAAUAAAAUGAGUAAAUAAGUUCUACAAAGACUAAAAAGAAGAGAUAAUUAUGCAGACCAGAGCAAGGGCAGGAGUCUUAUCUGGUUUUCUGGGAUAAAAAUUAUACUUCAGGUAUAUCAAAGCUUGAAGGCAUUGACAAAUAAUCAGUAAGAUCAGGAGCUCUUGACCCUUUAUUUUGUGAGGAAAGAGAGGUAUCAGGUGAAUAUAUCUGGUUAUUAUAUCUGCUGGAUGGAGUUCACAAUACUGUAGAAAAACAGUGACCUUUGAGUGAUGCGAGAUAGUCAGCUAGGGAUGUAGCUGAAUCAUUUUGGGCUUCCUACUUGUUUUGAUAUGAGAUAGCAAUCUUUCUUUUCAUUGUGCGAAUAAAGUCCUACGUGUUGCAGUAAAUUAACCUUUCAGUUCAGCUCUUGCAGACACCUGUGCACCUCACUGAUAUUUUCCCAUUAAGUUAUUGCCAAAGAACUUCAGGCUUUGUGAGCAUCUGCUUCUGUGUUGCUGCACUGUGCAUGGUAUGAAAAAACAUCUUUUCGAAAUGAACUGUUGUGUAUUUUUUCCUCUAUCUUAUUCUCACUUUGGUGAAACUUCUCUGUUUCCUCUUCUAAGCGUGUUAAUGCCUGUUAUUGCCACCAAAUAGUCUUGUAUAUGAUGAUUGAAUGGGGGGGGGGGCUUGUAAGCCAUUAAGCCCAACCCCUUGCUCAAUACAUGAAUAACAGCAUUUAUCCUUCCUGUUAUUCCAUUUGAGUCACUUCCUGUGUGGCUACCCUUUAAUGACAGCACCUGAAAUGCCAGAACUUUGUACACCACUUGUGAGGGUGGUUCUUUCAAUUAAUGUCAUUAUGUUCAUAAUUUAAUUUUAGUUUAUUAUAUUGUAUACCACUAUGGGUCCUCUUUAUUUUUAGAAAUGAUAAACAUAGUUUAUCAUUACUGAAAAUAAAUGCUUAUGACAGAAGCAUUCCUCUAAAUCACUGUAAAAACCUUUAUAAACAGCUUGGGAGUACGUAUGUGUUUUUGUGUGUAUCCUUUCUGUAACUCCUUCCCACGCAAUUGUUUAGAUCUCAGUUGCAAGCCACUUUCAUCAUAAAAAUGUUCUGUUGAAAGUAACUCAAACUUUGCAUCCGUGAUGUGUGCCAUCGUACAACAUUUCCUCUUUAAUGGUACAGUAUUAACUAUUUCAGAACUGGUUAUUAUUGAGAAUCCCCAGGAAGUAUAAAGAUACGCUUUAUAUAUCUAGAUAUAUAAAGCAAAAAGAUAUACAAGUGGUGAAUUGGGGGGUGUUCAUAUUCUUGUUUAGAAGAAUGCUUAUUGUUCUGGUUUGCCUUGCACAAGCUUAGGAACUAAUUUGAUGAAAGCCAUUUCCCUGUUGAGGUUGUGAGAAGUGUCACUAAUAUAUGGCAUGUAAGUAAUGCGUUUCUCUAUAAAAAUAUCCAGGAGGCAGAGAGAGAGGGAAGAAUAAGCCACUAUACAUCCAAAGUGUAUCUCCAUAGGAAAAGUCCUGUUUUUAAUUGAACUGGAAAUUAAUUGAUCUCAUUAUCUGGGUUAUUCCGGGUCAGUGUUUAAGCUGCUAUAAAUAUAGAUUACUCAGACUGUCACAUGCUAGUUCAAUACUUGUUCCCAGAAGUAUUAUUAGGUACCACCUUAGCAAGUGCAUUUAGCUUCUGUUGAAAGUAUCUUCAUAAUUAUGAUGAGUUUUUUGUGUCUCUAACAGCUGCAUAACAGGUAGAAUUUCAACAGAUGUAGCUUUCUGAAGAGUAUGUACCAUUGCUUGGCAAAUUUGUUACAUGUUUUAUUUGCCUGUCAGAGGCCUAAUAAAGACACAGAGCCCUUGCCAGGACAAAAAAAGUAGGAACUGUGAAAGCCAAGGUGUGUGUUAAAUUAGAUGCAUAGGAAGCACAAGUAGGGAUGAGUCAUGCUUUUGCUGUAACAUGCAGAAGGAAACAGAUUCUUACCUACAGUGAUAUCUAUCAACUCUAGGAUUCAUUUUCUUUUUCUGCUUCUAUGUAGCAUUUGAACAAGAACUAAAUUCGGGAUUCUAAAAUAAAGCAGACAGUUAUCAAUUUAAAAACGUCAUGACAAAAGCGGGAUGCAGGGAGAUGCCAUUUAUACAUUUCUGGAGGUACUUUUGACUUAGAUUUAUGAAUUAGGUAGAGUAGAGAUAUUUGUAGCUGAGUUGUCAACACUUCGUAUGUAAAAGUCUUUAAAACAUCAUAAUUCUUAAAGCAUUUAUGGCAAAAUCAUCCUGGAAAAAAGUGACAAGUCUGGCCUGUUGUUAAACAUCUGUUUAAUGACUUCGAUGAAGGAAUUGAGGGGAUGCUCAUCAAAUUUGCAGAUGACACCUAACUGGGAGGGGUAGGUGAUGCUGCAGAAGACAGAAUUGGGAUUCAAGAUGACUUCAACAGAUUGGAGAAAUGGGCCAAACUAACAAAAUGAAUUUCAAUAGGGACAAAUCUAAGGUUCUGCACGUGCGCAGCAAUAACCAGCUGCACAAAUAUAAGAUGGGGGACACCUGGCUUGCCAGUAGUACAUGUGAAAAGGCUUUAGGGGUCUUAGUAGACCACAAACUUAACAUGAGUCACUAGUGAUUUCUGCAUAGCAGGGGAAUUGGACUAGAUGAUCCUUGAGGUCCCUUCCAAGCUUACAGUUCUAUGAUCUAUCUCACUUCCUUAAUUACUAGAUAUAGCCAGUGACUUCCAAACAUGAACUUAGUAGUUACAGAGAUUUUUAAAUUACUUGGGGUAAGUAGCAGGUGGUGUGGUGUCGCCACCUACCUGCCCUCAUGUUGCUGCUGCUUAGCUGGAGGACUAUUGGGAGGGGAAAGGCAGCAGCAAGGGCAGCAUGGUACAAACACACCAGUGAGAGCACUGUACCAACAUGGCUUCACCUCCUGGUUAGAGCAACAACUGACCAGAGGUCAGGUGAGUAAUGGUACUUUACCACACCACUUGCUUGGGACAUGAGUGAUGAUGCAGAUGUGGUUGAAGUCUGACUCUGGAGAUAGGGGGGUGACACUGCCAGAUCUUUUCUAAGUACAAUGAACUUUUGUGUUGUAUCACACUGAACAAUAUAAAAAGUGUGACUUAAAACUACUGAACAGUAAUGUAUUUAAAUAGAUCUGUACAUUGAUGAAAAUGCCUCUUUUUCAUUACUGAGAGUAAUAUGUCAAAAAAAAAGCUUGUUAUUGGCUGAUGUGCCUUUAAAUGUCACUAUUACUUUAGGAAAUAUGUCACAAUAUCAGCCCCCUCAUCUUCACUCCCUGUCUUUAAGAGUUUUUUAAGGUCAACAAGGAAUGUGCAUAAGGAGGACUAGGCUAAAAGCUAUGUUAGGGAAUGGACUUGGUUAUUUUUUAUUUGUAUAUGAUAGUAGUGAGUUUUAAUGAAUUCCUCCAAAGCUCUGAAUGCUGUCUUCGUUAUAGAAGAGGUGAGAAGUUACAUUAACCUGAUUGCCAUUUGGCAGGAAUUGUGCAGCUGGUGGAUUUUAUUUAAUGGAAACAUUGGCUUCUGUGGGUGUCAUACCUGAAUUUGUCAGUUGCGGGAAUUUCUGACAUUGUAGCCAUUUGAAUCCUUCUGCUCUACCUUGUGCUAUAUUUUGCAACAUACUGUUCAUUACAGGCUUUAUUACUCUAAUUUAGGACUCAUCCUUAACUGUGGAUCGAAAGGUAAAUGUUGUUAACUGUUCCAUAAUGUCAGCUUUCAGAGGCCAAUCAGCCAAAGCAGUACUUUAUAUACAGCUUCUUAGCUCCAGUAUAAAUUGGGAAAGGCCCACAGCUUAAAUGCAAAAUGCACUAUUCUGGUUGCUUUCUAAGUGAAAAACUUAACUUGGACCCAUUCUGUGGACCCUUUCCUCUUACUUCCAGUCCAGUGUCUGUGCCUCAAAACAUUUGUAUGCUACUUUUACUAAGCUCAGUGCACUUUGCAUUAAAAUGAAAAGCAAUACUUAAAAUCUGAUAGAACAUAAAAGCACAAAAAACCACAACCUAAUAAUAAAAGUCAUACCACUCCAAAGCAUCCUAUUUAGCUUCUGUCUACUUCAUGUAAAAUAGUUUGCAAAUCCCUCCAGAAUGCCAUCAAGACAGACUUUUUUUAUUUAAAAAAAUCCAUUUAGAAAGUUAUUCCCGAAUCUCGGAGUGAUAACAAAUGAAAGACUGGCUUUUAGCUGCUGAUUUCACUUCCUGAGGAAAUACAGAGCAGGACUUGAUCUUUUAUCUUACACCAUAAUAGGGUUCAAUACAGAGAGAGGUGGUCCCUAUUGAUGAAUGCUGGGUCCAGGCUGUGCAUGAUUUAAAGCAGAGAUAGGGAGCUUGUGGCCUUCCAGAUGAUGUUGGUCUCCCAACUCCCAUCACCCCCUAGUCAACAUGACCCAUAGUCGGGGAUGAUGGAAGUUGUAGUCCAGAAACAACUAUAGGGUCACAGGUUAGCUUUCUCUGGUUUAAAGGUAAGUACUAUGAUAUUGAAUUAGGCUCAGAAGUUCUCAGGAAACUAGUACAGCUCCUGCAAAAUUGAUUAUAUGUUAAUCACCUCCCCAUGUUCAUCAGGAAGUAAGCAGUGAUAUUCUGUACUAGCUGUAGCUCAUGAGUCAUUUAUGAGGGCAGCUGAACGUAGUACACAUUGCAUUACUUGAUUUUCAAGGUGAUAAAAACAUGGGUCAGUGGGGCAAGAUCUCAUUGAUUUAAAUAGUUGCAGAUUCUGUCUGAGACUAUGCCUUAGAUGAUUAUGUGCAUAACCUCCCUCCAAAGCUUUAGGGUUAUUUACUCACAUCACUUCUGACUUGUCUGGAUACAAUUCGUUUGGCUGACCACAUCCACACCUUCUAUGUCACAGAGCAAGCCGGUCAGCAAAUCACACAGCUGAAGUUAACUCUUGGUUAGAGAACCAGUCUUCACAGAUUUAGCUGAGUACUCCUUGCGUGGCGAGUUCCCGCCCCCCACCAGGAUAAAUAAAGACACCAGACACCAUAAUUAAGGUUAAUUGGGCGAAUUAGGCCACAACUUUAUUGAGUUCAGGAAUGAGAGGCAUUGGCUUAGGCAUUGGUCCUAUCGACUAUCCGGCUCCAGCCCAAUUGCUGGAGACACGGGGAAGGGUUAACACUAUAUCGGGAGUCUCCUGCCGAGGCACGUCGACUAGGAGCUCCCGGGUCACCGCUCUGGGGCGUGCCUUUGGCCCUCACCUCCAUAGGCUUCGGACAUGGCCGCCCCCCGGAGUCCUUUAACGGACCACCCUUCGUUCACUGGGGGGAGGUGAUGGCGCUCCUCCCCCCCCCACACAUCCUCUUAACCCCUUUUUACCAAUGCCUACCGCCAAUGCCGAAGAGUUGUGACGAGUUGCUACGAGGUAGGCGAAAACCCAAAAGGCUGUAAAUUGCCAAUUGGGAAAAAUUCCUACCAUGCCCCUUGCGGCGACAGACCGAAGUCCAUAGCAAAGUCAGAAAUCUGCCUAAAAACCUACCUAGAGGGAGGGAGGGUGGGAAAACGUGAGGGCUAGCCGGCAAAGAGAGGGCGAGCCCCUCCGUGCCGGCCCUAAAUAGCCCAGGCCACGCCCCCAGCCAGCCGAUUGGCUGGCUGGGGGGGCACACCCGGCCGGGAUUCCCCUGUGCUCGCGGGGCUGAAACCAGCCCCCGCUCACGUGGGGUGGGCGUGAAGCCCGCAACCCCACCUCCUGGGCAAGCCGGAAGUGGCUUUGCGUGGCGAGUUCCCGCCCCCCACCAGGAUAAAUAAAGACACCAGACACCAUAAUUAAGGUUAAUUGGGCGAAUUAGGCCACAACUUUAUUGAGUUCAGGAAUGAGAGGCAUUGGCUUAGGCAUUGGUCCUAUCGACUAUCCGGCUCCAGCCCAAUUGCUGGAGACACGGGGAAGGGUUAACACUAUAUCGGGAGUCUCCUGCCGAGGCACGUCGACUAGGAGCUCCCGGGUCACCGCUCUGGGGCGUGCCUUUGGCCCUCACCUCCAUAGGCUUCGGACAGGGCCACGCCCCCCGGAGUCCUUUAACGGACCACCCUUCGUUCACUGGGGGGAGGUGAUGGCGCUCCUCCCCCCCCACACAUCCUCUUAACCCCUUCUUACCAAUGCCUACCGCCACACGAGCAACCGCUCGCCGCCAAUACUCUCAUACCUGAAACCAAUCCCUUAUCCCCUUCACUAUGUCGCACAGCCAAACAUCAUUUCCAGCAUCGGAAAGAUGCACGCCAUCAAACCGGUAGAGGGCCUCACAGUUGAAACGAAUGCCCGGGUGUUCGAUGACCUUUCCACCCAGGGCUGCCACUCUACGCACCACCGCCCGAUCCAAGGCUUUUCUCGCCUUAUUCAUGGCUAUCGGGCACCUGCAAUCCCUCCAAACACGCCUCUCCAUCAAAGAGGCCCAAAUGAUUGUCAUGUCCGGGUAAGAGGCCUUAAGCUCCUCAAAGUCACUGAAAAUGUGCCACUGCAAGUCAACUGCCUUCCUGUAGGCAAGGUCAUUUUCUCCCAAUUGUAUCAACAAAGCAUCCGGGGGGCCCUCCGCUGCUGCUCUGGUCUUAAAUGCGGGCAACAUCUCCGCCCAGCGCAUUCCCCUUCGCGCAACCCAGGAUAAAGUGAUGCCAGACGGUAAGCCGAGGCGCGGCCCGAGACCGGAGUUGAUGGCGCGGACCCUGGCCCAAUGCACAAUGCUGUGCCCGAAUAUCCAGACGCGGACCCCCAUAACACCUGCAAAGAUUAAAAGAACAGGCCAUGGUCAAUUGACCCCAGUUGAACCAUCAUAGAUUUCCUCUAACAUAACGUUUGUAAGCGUCCGAUUUCCAGCGGCCCAAGUCCUUAACCCUCUCCGUAGUAAGGCCCAGGUGCACUGCUGUGGUGGCCGCACCUAUUCUAAACGAGUGCGCCGCGAAAUCCGCAGGGGGAAGGCCACAUGCAGCCAGCGUUGAGCGCAUAACCCGUGUGAACUGUUGACGCGUCAGAGGUAAGCCGUCUGCAUGGAUAAAGAAAGGCCCUGCCGAAUUGGUCCUCAGAUCUAGGAAGCGCCUGGUGUCCUUAAUGGGGCACGGGCCUGGUUGUCCGGUUGCCAGAAGCCGAACCAGGGCCCCCCUCCCGUACUGGUCUGUUUUGGAGCUGCGUAUUCGUAACACCAGAUCCUCCCUAGAGAGCGUAAGGUCGCUCAGUAGUAACCCCGGGAAGAGCCGCGCUGACCCUCUUCAUAAACCACCUCACCCACACGCAUCGCACCAAAGAAGGCGAUGGAGAAUGCCGCUGAAAAUAAGCGCGCCUCAUACUUGGACCAACAGACCGUUCUCAGCUUUUUGUGAAUUUGGGAAAGGAUGUCGAAUGAUAUUGGCCUCCUUACGUCAUGGCUUGGGGGCUGCAGCCUGCGCCAGCCCUCCAGGGUCCUUCGUAUGACGAAAUCAGCGCAUGGAUCAGAAGAAAAUAACACCUUGCAAAAGAAUGAUAUUGCCGCUGCCUGAAGGUUGAUAGUUCUGGGGGCGCGACCCAAACGUUUUAAGUAUACCAAGUAAGAUAAGACCUCGGACUUAACGGGGGGGGGCGUUAUUCCUAUCGGUGCGGGUUUUAUUACAGAAAUUAAGGAAAUCUGACCACGCCUUCUUAUACGAUCUUAAAGUGGACGGAGCCAAUGAGGCCAAUACUCCCUGAAUCACUUCUGGUUCCCAUGACUCUGGUCCCCAAGUCUCCACAGAUGUUCCGGGAACGGCUGAGGAAGCGGCUGAGCCUCCGGUGCUAACGAGCGGAAGCGGUCCAUCUGAAAACGAGAUAGGGCAUCCGCGAUGUCAUUGUUAACUCCAGGCACAAAUUUGGCGGAGAAGUGGAUAUUAAGUUCCAGACACCUGAGAACGAAGGAGCGCAGGAGGGCACCUACCCUUGAUGAUCGCGCGGCCUGCCUGGAAAGGACUCCCACCACUGCUUGGUUGUCAGUGUGGAAGCAAACUCUAUGGUUGCUGAAGACUUCAGACCACAAGUGCACUGCCACAACAAUUGGAAAGAAUUCUAGGAAGGUCAAAUCUCUGGUUAUGGGGGUCCCUUGCCACGCUGGCGGCCAACGUUGGGCACACCAUUGGCCUCUGAAGUAAACGCCAAACCCUAAGCUAGCCGGCAAAGAGAGGGCGAGCCCCCUCCGUGCCGGCCCUAAAUAGCCCAGGCCACGCCCCCCCAGCCAGCCGAUUGGCUGGCUGGGGGGGCACACCCGGCCGGGAUUCCCCUGUUCUCGCGGGGGCUGAAACCAGCCCCCGCUCACGUGGGGUGGGCGUGAAGCCCGCAACCCCACCUCCUGGGCAAGCCGGAAGUGGCUUUGUCUUAAGUCUCCUCCUCUCCAGGGCUUCUUGCAAGCAAUUGGAGACUUUGCCUGUGUGCAGUCUGUCUGCUUUGCCCAUUUUAUUCCUCUCUUGGUUCUGUGAGUUGGGAGGGGGAACUUGUUGCAGCAGGAGAGGGAGACACCCAUAACUCUUCACCAGCCUGACUCAUCUCUGCCUUUUGACCUCCCUCCUUCUACUCUGCAGCUUCAGCCUCUGAUUCUUGACUUCUUUCUGCCACACUCUCCCAACUCACUGAGCCCUGUUAUCCCUUCAGCUUCCAACAUCUCAACUUCCCAGUCUUCUCCCUCUGACUACUCAUCAUUGUCCCACUACCAUUCUUUGGGCUCUGAGCCUUCUUCCCUUGGUGGCUACCCAAUUGGUUCCUUCCAACACUUGGCUGUGGCAUUCUAGUCACUGGUUCAGAACUAAGUGAUUCCUGGACUGGGUGGUAUCAAUAUAUGAAUUAUGUCUCACUUCAAAGUCCUGGAUGGUAUCUACCAGCGGUUUCAUAUAGACGUUAAACAGCAUUAGUGGCAGAGUGAGGCUUGUGGUACACAAGUCAGUUCCUUUUAUGCUCCACUGAUCACUCCAAUACUAGGUCUCAGAUCAUGUCCACAAUCUAAGCUAGGAAAUCAGCUGGGCAGCUGGCGCACUGUUGAACUCCCAACCGGAACAUGAAUCCCAACAUAAGCUCCACAGAGUCCGACUGCUGUCUGCACUGAAUACCUAUGCAACUCUCAAAUAUGACAUCUGUGUAUCAUAUAGGCUCUAUUUCCUUCUGCUCUUUUAAACCCCACUACACCCCUACCUUUUAACUAUUAUUUCUUAUUAAUUUAUCCUAAUCCUCUGUUACUGGAGCAGUUGUUGCUAUUACAGGCUUUCACUUCUACAGCUGCCUGACCCCUCAGUUUGAUUCUUAAUUGUGCCUGUCUGCAACCUCUGCUCUUUGGCAUGGUAUCUUUUGACUAUUUUUUUCUUUUGCUUGUCUUGUUCACAUCUGCUGUUUCAUAGGUUAGCACAGUUCUCAAUGAGGGAUGAGGAAGUCUAUACAGAGCAAGAUGAACACCUUGAUUUUAUAAAUGCAGUGUGCUGUAGCUGAGAUCAAACUGGUUUGCAUAAAACAUCAAUGUAAAAUGUUUAGUAUAUAAGUGAGGGCUAUGGACUUUGAUAGUGUCAGUAGACAGUGGAAUUUUACUAUGUAGUUUAACCCAUGGCCAGUAUGAGAUUGAUUGGAGAACAUAAAAAUAUUUAUGCAAGUAAGUUUAUUUAUUUUUAUUUACGUUUCUCUAUUGAAAUGUUUAAAAAUAUCCACUGUUCCAUAUGGAUGGAUGUCCUCUGCACAGUUGCAUGAUAAUUGACUGUGUGGAACCCAAAAUGCUUUUCGUAGAUCUUGCUAACUAUUUGGGGUGUGCAAUUGUGAUGUGUGUGUCUUUAAAUAUGUGGUCUGAUUUUGGCCUAGAUACAUAAUAGUCCUUAAACACACUAUUCUCUAGUACUUAUUUCGCCUUCCUCUAAGCCUUAAUUUUUCACAUUCUUCUGUUACCUUUUUUUAAAAAAAGUAAAUAGCACUGUUCCCAAAAUUCUAUGCUGUUAUUUUUUCCUUUUGAAGUUUCUUUACUUUUGUGGCAGUAACAGUAAUGAUGGAAUAGCUUUGUAGUUUUAUCAAAUGAAUUAUUUAGAACAAUCGUAAUGUGAUGCUGUUCUGCUCCAAAUAGCUAAUACACUUUGUAUUUGUCUUCAGUGUUUCAGCCUGAUGGUGUAAUUGCCAGGAGACACUGGGAACAAAUCAUUCAGCACUUUAGUUUGCAGAGUACAAGAUACUUGGGUGAAAGAGGCGAGAAUGAUCUAGGAACUGAAAAGGGACCUUGUUAACAGGCUGAUCUUGUGUCUUUCUACUCAGAAAUAAGUCUCAUAGUUUUCAGUUUGGCUUGCUCUUGGGUAAGUGUGGAUAGAAUUGCAGCACAAAAGCAUUUUUAUUUGGCAGGUUGAAGAAGGCAUGCUGUUCCUUUUAGGCAUAUAUUUUAAAUAUAUAUUUAUAUGCUUUACCUGAAAGCCAAGAAACAAGAGACUGUAUGCAAAGACAGAACAAGAAGCUCUUGCAAUGAUGCCUAGUACCUGGAAUAUGUGCAGGGAUGGUUUUCUUAUUUUUCUAUGCUUCUUCUUUUCUUUUGUUCCUAUCUUCUAGCUAGAUCAAUGACAGGUCAGGAAUAGGGUGUAUGUAGCAUGAACAAAUACAGGAAAUGCAAUUAUAUUUAUUCAGUUCCGAAUUAGGGUGUAGUCAGGUAAAGAGCCCAGCAUGAAUGACUUCACCUUUCAUGUGGGCUUGAAUUAAUUCACAGAAUCACAGACAUUGAAGUAAAUUGUUUUUGGCUUGUCAUUGGGAGUGUGGUUGUGACAUUUUGAACCUGCUUGGUCAGUUCAUUUUGGCUCUGUAGCAUUCUAUUUUCAUUGUAAAGCAAUUCAUCAUGGAUUUAAAGAGCUAUAGUAAUCUACUCUUGGCAGAUGAAAAUGAUGUUAUAAACUGCAUCAUAACUGAAAUAAUGCUUUUAUUUAGACAAGCAUAUGUUGAUUUUACUUUGCACUUUUUUCAGUAUAUAGCCAAUAUUAUCAAUUAGUGAAGGUUGACAGCAACUAUAUUGUUAUAGAUAAAAAGGAAAUAAAGUACAGGCUUUUAAUAUUACAAAAUAGAUAUUAAUAAACUGGAUUCACUGUGACCAUUAUUAGGCCAACUUGUUAUUGAAAGCACUCAGAGCUGUUCUACAUUUGAAGGAAGUAAUAUAGCUUUACUCUAUUGAUUUCAGUGAACUUAAGUACGCCUUACAGUGUUGGACUGUGGACAAUAAGUUUUUGACCUGGACCUUCUAGAGUUGAGUGUUCUUGAGUUGCAAAUGUGUCUCCCCCUUUUCUUUCUUGGGCUAUUUGAACUGAGAUAUGGCUUUAACUUUUACUGCUUUUUUUUUAGGCUUCAGCAAGCAACACACAACAAAAUGAGUCAUCUUGCUAUUAAAAGAAUAGCAAAUGAUAUUAUCAAAUCACCUGAAGAUAAACGAGAGUAUCGUGGGCUAGAACUGGCAAAUGGCAUCAAGGCAAUGCUUAUCAGUGACCCCACUACAGACAAGUCUUCAGCUGCACUUGAUGUACACAUAGGUAUAUGAUCAUCUAUAAUAUAUUGUAACUUGGUUUUGCACUGUAAUCUAAUUCAAAUGUGAUAACUUUCAAAAAAAAAGGUUUACAACCUUCUACAUACUACACUGAGGCUGCAAUCCUAGUUUUGCUUACUUGGAAGUUGACAUUAUUUGGAAGUGCACAAAACCCCAUUGAACUCCCAGGAAGAUGUGUAUAGGUUUGCAGUCUUACAGCGCUGGCUAUUCAUUUCUACUCAGAAGUAAGUCCUGUUGUAUUCAGUGCAGCUUUCUCCCAGGUAAAUGGAAGUAGGAUUGUAGCCUUAGCCAGAUAAGCCUCAGAAGUUAGGUUUGUCAUAAAACUGGCUGUAUAAAUUACUUGUUCUAAAGCAGGUCUAAGUUUUUCAAGGAUGAAUGAUGGAAGAACUCAAUUUAUAUGCUCCAUAUCCUUCUGCGCUUAAGCUCCCAGUGUGUCUGCCAGGGAAUUAAAAUAGUUUAAUUUCCUGAUAUAAAUUAAUGGCAUAUGGCAUGUCAUAUGAAAAUUAUUCCUUGUGUAAUAUGUUUGAGACGUCAGAUAGUAGGCCUGAAAAUGAUGUAUUUGCAUGUUAAGCAAACAUGAAAUUAGAACAUGGUUGUUACCUAGAUGUUCUGAUUAAAAACCAAAAACCAAAAUGGUUACAUACGUAUGUCCUGCUUUAUCAGAUAUCUUUUCUUUGUAGUUUGAAGUGCUUGGGGUGCUCACAUAAACCACUUGCCUCUGAUUUCCAGCUAACACCUUUCCUAUAGCUUCUCUAAAGUUAGUAUGAAGCAGCUGUAUACUAGCAGGUGCAUUCCAGCCUAGCUUUUCUGCAAAGGGAAAUGGAGCUAUAUAAUUUCCUAAAUAUUUGCAGUCAUAAUCAGUAAGAUGAUUUCUCUGACCCAAAGAAAAGUGUUAAAAUGUUGAGUGUUCUGGAUGAUUUGAUUGCUUUAUACUGAAUUUGUGUAUCAGCUUUUAAAGUAAGACUCUAUUUCUGCCCAUUUCUCCUAUUCAUAGGGUCAUUAUCUGAUCCCCCUAACAUUGCUGGGUUAAGCCAUUUUUGUGAACAUAUGCUUUUUUUGGGAACUGAGAAAUACCCAAAAGAAAAUGAGUACAGCCAAUUUCUCAGUGAACACGCAGGAAGUUCAAAUGCUUUUACCAGUGGAGAACACACCAACUUUUAUUUUGAUGUAUCACAUGAACACUUGGAAGGUGCCCUGGACAGGUGAGCAUAUCUACUAAUGAUUAAAUAUAUUGGUUUGGUUUUGUCUUUCCAGCAAGCACAAUUAACAUGAGAGUCCUACCAGAUGAUAACAUUAUUUAGUGUAUUUAUUACUUCUGCUUUUUUAUAAUAACGACUUUAAUACAAUUGUAAAAACUAAAUUACUGAAAUACUUUUAACAUCUUGGGAAUAACAGUGAUAAAAGAAAACAUAUGGAAUGAGCCCUUGCGGUAGUAUAUAAAAAUAGGUUCUAAGUGAGGAGAGACUCAUCAACAGUAUGGCGAGUGUCUUAAAAACUUCAUAUGGUUUAUCAUUUUGCUAUUACUUUACAUAGCCAUGAAAGUGUUGCAUAGGAACCUCACAUAUGUUUGUUCUAUAAAUAUAUUCUGCUUACACUCUCAGCAUAUGUUGCAUAUUUAUCAGCUGACUCUCAAAGGAUCUUCUCUCUGGAAUUUUAUAUUUGGUGAAAAUAGGGAUAUUCAAGCUACUGCUGCACACUGUAUAUUUGAUUUUACUUCAGAGUUAGCAAAACAACAGUGCAAUCUCUGGUCUGUCUACUUAGAAGUAAGUUGAAUUUGGUGGGGCUUACUCCCAGGUAAUUUAGCAUGUUUUUUCCCCCCAAAGACAAAGUAAUUAACAGGCUGCACAGCCCUCACUCAUGUCAUGGUCUGUGUCCUUUUACUUUUUUUAAAAAAAGUUACUUGGUUCAUGUUGAGGGCCAAGGAGAGGCUUAGUAACAUUAGCUUUGGUGAUUUUGGAAGGGUCCUCAGUACAUCUGUGUAGAGCAGGUCCCAGUAGCUCUUUUUUCACAGAUACACAUCAGGCCUCUGCUAAGGAAACUUUCAGUGGCUAGUUCAUAAGACAACAGCAAGAAGAAGCAGAUCUGAGAUAGCAAAAAGGCAGCUGAUGGUAUCUUGCUCAUAGAUUGUGUCCUGUCUGCUAAAAAGGUCAUUAUAAUAAAUUGCACUAGAUUAGAACAUCCACUUGGUGAUGAGACUACCUAGCACCAGAGUGUCUCCAGGUGAACAAAAUUUUUAAUUAAAUAAAAUGUAAUUGUUGAAACAUUGAUUUGGGAAAUCUGACUUUUUUUCUUGCAGGUUUGCUCAGUUUUUCUUGUGCCCUCUGUUUGAUGAAAGCUGCAAAGACAGAGAAGUGAAUGCUGUUGAUUCUGAGCAUGAGAAGAAUUUAAUGAAUGAUGCUUGGAGACUAUUUCAGCUGGAAAAGGCUACUGGAAAUCCCAAUCACCCCUUCAGUAAAUUUGGAACAGGUAUUUAAUCUUCCAUUACAUUUGCACAUGAUCUGCUUUCGAUUGGGGAGUCCCUUUAAACUGUGCUGUGAGGCUCCAAGGCAUUAUUUUAUAUUGGAAAAAUUAUAUUAUGAAGCAGAAUGCCUUGUAUGGCUGAAAGAAUGGAUCACUUUGGAAAAAGCAGAUUUAUUAAACCUUGAGGGCUUUAACAACAGGUAUGGAUAGCACACCUACCUUGCAUAUGGGAAGAUUAAAGUCAGAGCUGCACCCCAAUUAAGUACUUCUGGGGAGAAAUACAUGAGGAGUUGAAAAAAAAUGCUUAAAAUCCCACUAAUGAAAAAACCAGAGGCUUACCUACUGGGCCUAUUAGGGAAAGAAAUACUUAAAUCGAAAAAAAGCAUUUUCUUAUAUGCGACCACCGCAGCUAGAAUAGUAAUAGCACCUAAAUGGAAAGCUAAAGAAUUACCUACCAAGGAGGAAUGGAUUCUCAAAUUAAAUGAAUAUUUAAAAUUGGCUAAACUAACAGCAUCCAUACGACAGCAGUCAAAUCAAAAACUGAAAAAUGAAUGGCAAUGCUUUGAUCACUAUAUGGCAAAAUACUGCUCCAAAAAAAAAUGCUAAUAUGCUUAGACUAAGAAUGUAAAUGCAUCAAAGCAAUAAAUUAUCAAUGACAUAUGUAUGCAUAUAGAAAAAAUAAAAACCAGAAUGCAAUGAUAAGGGUAAAAUUGAUUCUAGAGAAGACGAGUAGUGGUGGAGGGAAGUUAAACAGGGUGGUGGGUUCAUUUUAUUUUGUUUAUGUUGUUUUUCUUCUUUUUUGGAUAUUGUAUAAUGAUUUAAUGUAUAAUGAUUUAAUGUUUCUUUUCUGUUAUGUAUUUUUUCUCUUUUUUUCUUAAAUUGUAUGACGGAAAAAUAUUUUUUUUAAAAAAAUGUGUUAAAAUAAAAACAUGUUGUAUGGAAAUUAUUUGAUGAUGUAGCCUUUACACAUGGUGAUUUACUGCAUUUGAUUCACCUUUAAAAGCAACUGAGAAUGUGUCACAUUUAUUUAACAGAAUUUAUAUACCAGUUGAUAAUUACAAAGCCUAUAAGUGGUUUACAAGAAGUAUUAAAAUUACCAAUAAAAAGCAGUUUAAGAAUAAAUACUGUAAUUAAAAACAUUUAAAGGAUAAUUAAAAUUAACAGUAGACUGAAGAGAGAUUAAAGCAUGUCAACAUCUACAUGGAUGGGCUUGCGUAAACAAAAAUGUUUUAAGCAGGUCCUAAAAGAGUACAUAGGUAAAGAGUUUCAAAGUGUGAGUGCUGGCACACUAGAAGAAAUAUUUCUUUAUAAGUGUGGAAAGAGUAUUAUAUAGCUGUACUGGUGGAAGAAACCUCUCCCAGCACUGCUUCUUAAACCAGAAAACAAAGCAAUUCCUGAGAAAUUUUCCAGAAAGAUAUUGUGGUUGAUGCCACAGUAAAGUUGAGAUGAAUCAGUGUGUUUCACUUCCCCUGUCUCUUUUUCAGCAUAGAUCAUCCACCCUUCUGAUUGAAAUGUGCUUUGAAUCUGUGAUAGCAGAGGGUUUAAGUCUGGUUAAGUGAGAGCAGCAUGCAAGCUCUCACUCCUAAGGUUUUAUUCCGUCCGUUUUUAUUACAGCGUUAUUACCUCUGGUGAACGUAUUAGGUUUAAAAUGGUGGUAGCAAGAACCCUUUCUGAUAAUGGUCACUUUUUGUCUUAAACAUGAUUUCAAAAACUCUUAUUUUCAAAUGUAGUUGCAGUCUUUAAAAUAAAAAAAGAAAACAGAAGCUUAAAGAAGUAUAGCAGCACCAGAUACUCUGCCAUGUGAAAUGCAGACGUUGAGUCAGAUUCCACUAACCUAGUGUGCUAGCGGAAGCCAGUGCAAGGACUCCAAUUAGUGCAACAGGGCUUUCCUCCCCCUCCACAACCCCCAAAUCUGCUCUGGAGGGUCAGGAUAACAGGGCAUGGGGAGGAGAAGAGAGGGGGGAUCAUUCUGUCUGGCAAGCAAUCAGGAAAGUGCAAUGUUGAAUUAUUCUGUAAGGGUGGUAAUUCACAAUGAAAGUGUGCGGAGACCUGAACUACUGUGCUUUCAUCAUAAAUUGAAUAAGACCAUUUGUUUUUGUAUCUUGAAUGGUUUUUCUUAUUCAUGCUUGUCUAUAUUCAUUACUACUAUUUGUGAAUAGAGCUGAUCAUUCUUUAAAUCCCUGUUCUCAUUAUUUUUAGAACAUUAUCUUCACCUCACUUAUUUUACGAUUUCUUGCAUUAAGCUUGUUUUCAUAACUACAUUUCGUCAAUCCAGAAUGCUGUGUUUUAGCUUUAUUUUGCAUAGCAGCAAUGUUAGAGUCAGCUUACUGGAAAUUAGAAACUCUAGUCUUGAUUUUCCUUUUUCACUGCCAGAAAAAAGUGAAGUAAUUUAGAAAAUUAUUAUUGAUUAAUAAGAACUGGGAGAUAGACACCGGCAGGCAGCCCAUUUGAAGUUGUCACAUGAUGUCAAGUGACUGACAUCCACCCUGACUUAAACCACAGUUUCCUAAGUCAGGUAUCGUGGGGAAACUGUUUUAAUUAUCCCGAAAGUCUUAUCUAAGGCCAAUGGUGGGAGGAGGAAGCGCUUGAGCUAACUGCUCAUUUCUACUCCAACAAACCAUGCUUUGUUGACUCAAGAACACUGUAUCUGAUGCUGGCCUGAACAUGUCCAUGAACUAUGAGGAUAUACACUGCAUUUGUUGUUAGGCACAACACAAAUUGUAUGAUUAACAUACCUGUAUUUCUGCUCUACACAACCUUUAUAUGACGAUAUCGGAAUAGGAUUUGCCUGUUAUCUUAUUAAGCAAAACCCAGCAAAUUAGUGAAAAUGUAUAAAAAAGGGUCUAAUUUAUUCUGGAGGUGCCACGAGGUGGAGGGAACCCUGAUCCAUAUGUGGUGGUCAUGUAAAUAUGCUGGAGGGUAUUGGGAAAUGAUCCACACAGAAUUAAAUAAGAUUCUAAAACUCACAUUUCUCAAAAGGCUAGGGGCCUUUCUAUUAGGGAUAAUAGAUGAUGAUAUUACAAUUCCAAAAAAAGGCACUCAGUAUUUUUCUGUACACAACCGCCGCAGCUAGAACAGUAUACGCGAAAAAACAGAAAGCAGAAGAGAUACCCAUGAUGGAAAUUUGGCAAAACAGAUUGAUAGAAUACAUAGCAUUAGUAACCAUGACUGUGAAACUAAGGAAUAAGGAUGAGAUAAAGAUAAGAGUGGAAGUGUUUUGGAGAUUAUUUUAGAGGGUAAAAUAUACAAUUUAACCUACAAGUAGGAGUUGACAUAUGAGCAGCAGAUAACAUCAAAACAGGAAGACUUGAAAUGAUAAUGGGUGAAAUAUCAGGAUAUGCAGUAGAUCAAGAUUUCCCUACAAUGUCACAGAGAGAUGGAUUGGGAAGUCUUAGGAAAAGAGAUAAGUGAUGGAUACUGUACGAUGUGUGUAUAAAAGCUGUUGAAAUUGCAUAAAUAAAAGUUUAGAAAGAGGAUUUGUAGAAGCAAUCCCUUGAGAACACAAUUCCAGAUUUCGAUUCUCCUAACUCCAAGCUAUUCAAGCUGAGCCACAAAUGGUCUUGCUGAAAUCAUGAAAGCAGGAAAUUUGAUAAACAUCUUGCACUCGAUAGAAGUACCAUCAUGUGAAAUGAUGGUAUAGAAAUAUAAAUAGGAUCUGCAUGCACAAUGCCCAUCAUUUGUUUUUGUGAGAAUAAAGUUAGGGGGUGCGGAGAACCAUGUAUGCCACCUGAGCUCAUUGGAGGAAAUGGAGAGUGUAAACGUAGUAGUAAAAUAAAACAAUCCAGAUGCUGUAAUCUGUUUGAGGGAUAUGUGCAGUAUCGCCUCUUGUGAUUGCAGGGAUUAACAGUUUUUACAGAACUGAGCACAUUUACCCAGUCAUGGCUCUUAUUGUAACACAUCCUUCUUUUUAUUUAUGUACUGUAGGAAGCAAAUUCACUUUGGAAACUAGACCAAACCAAGAAGGAAUAGAUGUAAGACAAGAGUUAUUGAAGUUUCACUCCACUUAUUAUUCAUCAAAUUUAAUGGCUGUUUGUGUUCUAGGACGAGGUAAGAAUGCCAAACUUUUUGGGAGCUACUUUUAAUAUAUAAUCAAUUUACAAUGGAUUAGCAUUGGAACUUAACUCUGUGUGAGUGUGUGUGUGUGUGUGUGUGUGUGUGUGUGUAAAGAAUGCAACCACUCUCCAAAUCCUAAACCACAGGUCUACCUUAAAUCUGUAGCAUUUCUAAUAUCUACACUUAUUAAUUUGUAGGACGAUUAAAAAAAAAAUAUAGGAAGGGAUGUAUGUACUCUGCAGAUUUGUAGUAGAAGAAAAAGAUUGUGUGUCUGCUGUAGAAUUUGUCAUUCUGAAAAUGUCUGUUUUUAUAUAAUGUAUAUGUUUCUAGACCUAGUAUUUUCUUAUAGAUGAAUUUUAAAAUAUAAACAUGCAGUGAUGUUCCGGAACUCAGAACAUGGAGGGCAGGCUUCAGUGACAUUCAUUUCCUAGCAUGCUCCAAUCUCCAUAUCUUUCUUAUUCUCACUGCUUUCUGCCUCCCAGUCUAGACUCCAUAGUUUUAAUUCCUUAGGAAGAUACUUACUGUACACAGAAUACACUGUGCUGCAUCAACAGUACACAGACAGGUUUUAUUCUGGGCACAGAAUUUUUAUAUUGAAGAAUGUGUAAAAUGCAUUCAGAUUUUAGAUACUGACUUUUCUCAAGAAGAUGCUUAUCAAGCAUUUCUCUAAAAGGAGCAAUCAAGGAUAACAUCUGAAACUUUUGACCAUGUGUAACUUUAUUUUCCUCCCAAAUAUAUGCAUACAGAAUCUUUAGAUGAGCUAACAAGUUUGGUAGUGAAGCUGUUUUCUGAAGUAGAGAACAAAAACGUUCCAUUACCAGAAUUCCCUGAACAUCCUUUCCAGGAAGAACAUCUCAGGGUGGGUUUAUUGCAUUGUGCCUUCUUUUAAAAUAAGUUUUAUGUUGUGUAUUUAAGCAAGACUAGAAAACUACUGUGAUAAGUUGAGUAGCGUCAUAACACAUCAGAAUUACUUGUACAGCAAGACAAAUGUAUGUUGGCUGGAAAAGGUUUGGGUGUAGGUGUAAUUGGCCCCUUCCUGAAACUUCACUAAUUGUUCUGCUAGAAAAUGCAGUUGAGCAAUAUUAAUUUUAUGUUAUGGCCUAAGCAUGAAAUGGUCAUAUGUGUAAUGAACUGUGGGUGGUGGAUUUGAGAAGAACAGUAGCCUUGUAAAGGCAAAAUACUGGAUUCAGUUUAAAUCAGAUUUAUUUUGCUUUUUUGUUCGUUUCACAGCAACUUUACCAAGUGGUACCUAUCAAAGACAUUAGAAAUCUUUACGUCACGUUUCCAAUACCAGAUCUUCAGAAGUACUAUAAAUCAAACCCUGGCCAUUAUCUUGGCCAUCUUAUUGGUCAUGAAGGUCCAGGAAGUCUUCUAUCAGAACUCAAAGCUAAAGGUAAGGUGCGCAGUGAGUUGACAUUGAAGCCUUGGGGCAAUUGCUUCCCUACAGCUCAGCCCCUGAAAGUAGGAGUGAAGUAAACAAAAUCUAAGUUUCAGUUGUAAUGAUAUUUCAAACAAUCUCGCAUUAUAUUACUGAUGCUCUUUUUGGUUUUUCUUAUCAAUGGCUCAGUACUUCUUAUAUGAAAGAUUAUAAGGGAUCUCAUUUGUAUGCAGUAUAUCCCCCCUCGCCAGUAUUCCAUCAACAGGAUGACUGUUUGUGAUGCUCAGGGCAUGUUUACCAAUGUGUAGCAUAUGUCCCCCUUGCCCUCAAAAUACCCCUUUUAGGGGCCUGCACCAGCUCCAGCUCCACCAGGAGUGGCAAGGGGGCACAGGCAUAUCGCCAACUGAGGUGGGGAUGGGGACUUGGGCUGACAUAGCCUAGCUGCAUUGGGAAUCUGCUGAAUUCUAAGAUGCUCGUUGCAGAAGAUCUUUACAAAGGAUUGCCCCCAAUGCACUUAGAUUUUGUGUGCAUGCAAUGUCUUUCUGUCAUUUGGUUCUUUCAUAGUUUUUAUUUAAUUUCAUAGAUGUUAACCAAAGACAUAUAACAGUGGUACCUUGGGUUACAGACGCUUCAUGUUACAGACUCUGCUAACCCAGAAAUAAUACCUCGGGUUAAGAACUUUGUUUCAGGAUGAGAACAGAAAUCGCGCUGCGGCAGCAGCGGGAGGCCCCAUUAGCUAAAGUGGUACCUCAGGUUAAGAACGGACCUCCGGAACGAAUUAAGUUCUUAGCCCGAGGUACCACUGUACCUCCUAAUUUUGUGUGUGUACAUGAACAACAUAACUAAGAAAAAAUAAACUAUUGUGUGAGAGUUUUAAAUAUAUUCUAUUUCACAGGCUGGGUAAAUACCCUGGUUGGAGGACAAAAAGAAGGUGCUAGAGGUUUCAUGUUUUUCAUCAUUAAUGUUGACCUCACAGAAGAAGGACUUUGUAAGUGGAUCCCUUCUUUUAUUCUGUUGAGUUUGGAUUUGGAGCACAUUGAUCUAAGUGAGCUACUCUAAGUAGACUUUUUUUACAUCUCCCAGAGUGAGAAAUAAUAUGAUGGAAAUCCAUACUAUAUUAGCUAGGUCAGGGACAAAUGAACUGGCUUCAAACUAACUUCCCCAUCACAUGCAAAAAUGUAGAGUUAAGAACAAUCUCACUGCCAAAACAUUUGUAAUUUUAAGAUUGUAGGUGGGUUUUUUUAGAGGGUUGAACAAAUGACCUAUGUGCUCAUUCUUAAUUCUACAGAUCUGAAAAUUAUUUUCCUGCAUCUGAACACUGCUACUGUUCGCCCAAAUAUGAGGAAAGUUCUUAGCCCAUCUAAUUCUGUUGAAAUUAUCAGGAAACUAGUUGGAGGAUUCCUAAUUGCAUAUAAAACUAAGUCAAAUUAUGGCUUGGCACAAGGAAGCAAAUGUGGGUUCUCAGAGAUAAGAUAGUGGCUAUUUUGCUUUUCCUCUAGUGCUACUUCUACUACAUGGUUUGCCUUAGCAUUACAUCUGAACCUGGGCUUAUGUUUUAUUUUGCUCAAAACAAGCCAUGAGCUGUGGGCAAGGUUUGUUCUAUGGUUUUGCCACUCGUAGUUUGUGCAGGGAAAAUAAAACAUGAACCUGGGUUCAGACAUAAAGCUAAGCCAUUAUGUUUGGACAUAAUGCUAAGGUCACAGCAGCAUAACAGCAGCAGGAUCAGAGGAGGAGCAAAUUGGCCACAAUCUUCUAUCUUUAGUUGCUCACACUGAGCCUUGGUUUGGUUUUGUGUUACGUGCAAAUUGGGCCACUGUUAAGUUCAUAACUGAUCAGCAAGUUUAUCUCUCUGGAAAUUAUUUGUACAUCUAAAGGUAUCACGUGCAUGUUGUUUGCUUGAUACUCUGUAUUCUUUUACAUUAGUAAAAUAAUGUGUGAUUACUGCAUACAUUCGGUUUGUACAACUUUGUAUUAGUUUAUCCUCUGUCAGACUGAGCUGUUAGUUUUAAGUAUAAGGGCUGAACUAGAAGAUCGAUGGUCAGCAAUGCAGUCCCAACCAUAUCUGCUCAGCAGUAAGUCCUGCUGAAUUCAAUGGGGCUUACUCUCAGUUAAGUGGGGAAAGAAUAGCAGCCCUAAAUGGCUCACCCGCUGGAGCAAAUAGAUUGGGGAAGGGCAUCGGAGAAAACAGUUUCAAACAUCCCAGUCUUCAAAGUGUAUGCAUGGGGCUGCUGAUUCGUUUUUUAAAAGCCUUGUGCAUGCGUACAGGAGAUUCUAAUCGCAGAUCUCUUUUGCGCAUGUCUAGUCUUGGCCAUAAGAAAACUAAAAAUGUUCACUUUGUGUUUCCCUGAGAAAUUGCUUAUGCAUGCAAUAUUUUAUCUUUUUCUUAAAAGUACACGUGGAAGAUAUUAUCUUGCACAUGUUUCAGUAUAUACAAAAACUACGUACAGAAGGACCUCAAGAGUGGGUUUUCCAAGAAUGUAAGGUAUGAUAAUUGCAACAUAUUUGGGGUUUUCUUUCAAGUAGUUUUAGAGAUUCACACCAGAUCUUCUCUUAUUUUAGAUACCUUAAUUAGAAAUAGAUUGUGUCUGUUAAAUUUUAUUCUUUUUAAAAUUAAUUUAUGAACUUAUGAACAAACAAACACAUGCCCGACCUAAAAUAAUGCUAUAUCUAAUAAUCCAUAACCUUAUUCAUUUUAUAAAAGAUUAAAAUUAUUAUAAUUUCCAUUUUCUUUAAAUCUGCUUAGUUAAGUUCCUAAUGUUCUUGAAUGCAAUCAAUUAGUUUCUAAUGCUUUUGAAUGCAAUUUAUUACAUACAUUGUUUACUUUGCCCCAAAUGCUUUGUAAUAACUUAAAGCGGUUUUCACUUAUUCUCUUAUGUUUGCCUGCAUUCAUUAAACCACAGUGCAUUUAUUCAAUUUAUUGCUAACUUCAAAAAACAAAUAAAAUUUAUGUCCAAGCUUCAUUUCCCAUUAUCGUUUAAAAAUACCAUUCUUACCGAUCGUUUACAAUAUGAAGAGUGGCAUUGCAGAAUAACUUAAUUUUAUUUCUUGUUUUAGGAUUUAAAUGCUGUAGCCUUCAGGUUUAAAGAUAAGGAAAGACCCCGGGGUUAUACAUCAAAAGUUGCAGGGAUUCUUCAUGUAAGUUACGAAAUUUGACUGAAUUUAAUGCUGAAAUAUUUCUUAACAUUUCUGAAAUGUGUCAAAAGUUGGGCAUCAAUGUCAUUAGGUUGGGGUAAAGCACAAUUUUUUUUUGCAUGUAUAGUGAUAAAUUACUUUGUCUAAGAUGAGUAUUGCAGGCCAAAAGAUGUUGAUAUGGCACACAAUUACACUAUAAAGUGGUAGUGACAGCUAGUUGUCUCCUCACUUAAUAUCUCCAUGGAAAGACUAGUUACCAAGUGUGGACUGGGACCCUGACUGGUGCUGGAUAUAGCUGAAUAAUUUGCACUGUUUCCUUCCAAGCAUAACUGAACUGAUUACCUGUAUAUUGAUUAAUCAGUAUGACUUUUACAAUGCACAAGCAUGCUUACUGGUUAAAUGAUCUUUCCUGUACCAGGUGUUCUUAGGGCCUGGUCCUAAACAUAUGGUAUUGUCUUAUUUAUCUGUAGACCUGUUAGGCUUUAGUGUCUUCACAUCUAAAGAGCCUUGGUGACUUAGAUUGAAGGCAGACUCACCAAAGGUUCCAGUUUGCAAAACAACCUUGGAGACAUCUUUGCUUCUACACUCUUUUUUAUUUCCAGAAUGAAUUCAUAAGUACUGAAUUCUUUGCUUUUUGCUGGGGGGGGGGGGGAGAAGAUAGCUUUCUGUUAGAAUUUGUGAAAGUAGGGGUUUUUUUAGAUACUGCUAUAUGAACAUGUUUAUGUUGCUUCCAUUCACUUUGAAAACAUCCUCCAGGGGUCAGCAUUUGCUUCUUUUUAUCCCUUAUAAUAUCAACAAUGUAGUGCGGGUAGCUUUUAUUUUAUUAGCUGUGUACCUAAGUGACAGUGAUUCUUUCUGUACUAUGGGUGACAUCUAACAUUAGUCAUAACUCUGAGAAGAUCUAUUGAUUUCAGUGAGUCUACUCCAAGUGUUACUUAGAGUGAUAGCCAACUAUCUUAGUAACUAUAUCACUUUAGUAUUAUGCAUAAUGUCUUCGGUUUAAACUAAAAAUAUCACAUUUUUAUUGUAGUACUAUCCUAUAGAAGAAGUUCUUGCUGCAGAAUAUUUACUUGAAGAAUUUAGGCCUGAUUUAAUAGAAAUGGUAUUGGAUAAGUUAAGACCUGAAAAUGUCCGGUAAGCUAUAUUGCCACAUCCAAUAUUUUGUACAGAUUGAGUUGGAAAUAUUUUGCAGGUUAAAACUGCUGAUGGAUUGUAGAUUGUACUUUUAAAUCCAAAAUAACUUUACACGUGCAAAACUCCUUGAAUGAAAUAUUUAAGUUUUCCUAUUCUAUACAAAGAAAAAUAUUUAGCACAGCAUGGAAGGAGGGAAGAACACUGCAUAAUAAUUUUAAGAACUGAUAGAACCCUUUGUCAUAUUUACGUAACUAAUGUGCAGUUCUUUUGAAUUAUCAUACGAUGUUGUUAGACUUCAUGGAAACUUCACACCCAUGUCACUGACUCUUCUGGAUGCUUUCACACUAGGGCUCAAUAGGUGAAGCAACGAAAGGAACAGCAGGCAUGCUCUUCCCCUCUAGCGUGAUGCUUUUCUUUCUGUUUUCUAUUUAUUGUAACUAUAGUUUGCCACAUUGGCAAACUGGUCAGUGCUUGCCCUUGAAAUCAGAAUCUGAAAAUGUGAUUUGAAUUAGGUAUCUGAUUCUAGUUGUGGCAGGGUGAGGGGUAUAGAUGACACAGAUUGAUUAUUUGGGAAACUGUAAAGACGAUGGUUGCUGCAGAAUAGGGACUGAGGGGGAACUUGUGCUUGUAGGAUUAACUGGACUGAGCCCAAUGCUUCUACUUAAGGAAAACACACUCUUCUUUGUGCAGCUCUUCUUGAGAAUCACAGUGGUUCAUCAUGGUUUUUACCUGUGAUUGUAUGCUCACCCCAAUUUUGCACUUGGUCCACAUACAGGGACCAUGUUAGCAGGCACCCCUGACUGCUGCUUAAUUCAUAAUAAUGCAUUGACUUGCUCUGUAUUUGUCAUAUGAUUUGUAAAACAAGGUUGUUGCAGCGGAGUGGAAACACAGUUGUCCACUGGCAACAGAGGUUUUUAUUAGUGGCAGGUAAACUCUUCCUGCUAUUUUCAAUACGAUAGACUUUCAUACUUGGUGUACAUAAUUGACUUUUAUUUUUUUGCUGAAGCCAUGGUUCUCUGCCAGUGUAUGCUAGAAACACUGAGAUAAGCAGUGUUCGCUCAUUGCCAGUGACAGAAUUGUUACCAUAGUAACUAAUUUCAAAGGGAAAUAAAGCUUCCCUCAUACUAUUGUAUUGUGCCUUGUAUUCAUACAUAGUGUGAAAGAAGGCUGAGUGGGGUGCUUCAUUUACAGCACAGAAUCUUCCAUCUUGAGAUAUUAUUUGGCAGCCAAGGACAAGGUUAAAAUGAAAAAUUGCUAGUUAUUUCUGUCUCUGAUUCAGCCCUAUCCUUUGUUUUUAAGGUUUUGUUUGUACUAAAUGUUCAGAUUGAUUAAGUGUUCCAUAUAUCCAACUGUCCUAUAGUCCUCUAAUUAACUAUGAGUUGGCUCUGAGCUGCUAGAACAGGGUUGAUAGUAAAUGUUUUCUCUCGCAUAUAAUUGGCCAGAGAGAUGCUAAUUACUCUUGCUAUUCUGCAUUAUUUCUCCUUACUUACCCCCCCCCAAAGCAUUUCUUUAAAAUUCUAGACCAUUUGAAACCUGGAAAACUGUUAAAACUACCGGUAAUUAGAAACAGUUGUUAAAAUGUUGCAGAGAGCAGGAUUACAAAAGUACGUUGUCACCCAUGGAUGACAUUUGUAUGGUCUUUUCCUUUGCUUCAAAUUUCUGUUUAGAAAUGGUAGAAAAUGAAUUUAGGAGCACCUUAGGUGUGUUAUAUAUGCUCUUAAUUGCUGGGAAUUUUUUCAAAUAUUCUGUUAACGUCUUUUUAAAAAUACUUGUCAUGAGAGCUAGAAAUCUUUUAUUUUAGUGAAAUUUUUAGUGAAAUUUUGCAUAGCUGCAAAAAGCAAACUGAGCUUAAUAUAUUAAAUCCUGUAAAAUAUAUCCUCUUAUAUGCAAGUUCAGUGUAUAAUAUAUCUCUCUCUCCCUGUGUGUAUAUAUAUAUAUAUUAUAUCUUUUAUGGCAAAAUAUAAUACAUAUAUUUUUAAAAAUAACAAGGGGUCAUUUAACAUAGCCAUUUUGAUAUGGAUAAAUGUUGCUUUUUGUUUUACUGACAGAAGGAUUAAAUGCAAAAAUAGAAUAGGACAUAUAUAAUUUACAGUAUUAGUAACAGAAUCUUUGAACUUAGUGACCAAGCAGAAUUAUUUGAAUAGCAUUUGGGGGGGGCGGGGCGGGGGAGGUAAUAUACUUGCUUGCUUACUUACUAUGUUUUGGUUUUAUUUUUUAGGGUUGCAAUAGUUUCUAAGUCUUUUGAAGGAAAAACUGAUAGAACAGAAAAAUGGUAUGGAACCCAGUACAAGCAAGAGGCAAUUUCUGAUGAAGUCAUUAAGGUGUGGUGAGAAAGUUGGUGGUAAACUGAAUAUGUAACCAGUAUUUUCACACUUCUUACAAUUGGGGUGGAGGAAGGGGGGCGGUGGGGGCGGUCCGUCCCGGGUGUCACCAUUGAACGGGGUGACAAAAUGCUGGGCGGCACUCACUGCGGGGCCUGCAGCACACCCGAGGCAUGCGUCUCUCCUGGGAGAGCGCCCGCAGGCUCCACACUGCCCCAAAUGGUCCGCCCGCCACCUCCCCCUCAGCUGUAGGGCGGCUGAGUGGGAGGAGGCAGGCAGACUCCUCGGAGGCCCCACAGAGCGUCCUGCCCUGGAUCGCCCCACCUCUGCGGGUGGCUGGCCCGCCCCCACGGGCGGCUGACCUUGCCCCUGGGUGCAGGGCACGCGCACCGCCCCAGGCGCCCGAUCAGCUUGCUCCGCCACUGCUUACAAUAAAGUUUAUUUUGUGUUGUUUACAAAAGCAACUAAUACUGUUGCUUGUAUAAGUGUGUCACAUUGGUGUCAGUUAAUUUUAACUGGUGUUAUGGGGGAAAAAUAGACUUCACUUCAAAAUGUGAACCAAAUCCUUGAACAUCUCUUUGUGGUGCAGCCAAUAUUAUACAUGUUGGACCCUUAACCCCCCCCCCCAAAUCCUGAUUGAUAAGCUUUAGCAAGAGAGAAACUAUGUUCAGAGCACCUAGCUGAACAUACAGCUAUGAUCACACACGCAGCUGUGUUUGGAGGAUUUGUAUAAUAUUUUCACAUAUUGCUAAGAGUGAAAACCAGCUGCUCACAUGGGGAUACAUAUUGCAGAAAGCAUUUCUUAGUAGUUCUACACAGUGGUUAGAACAUGCACUCUAGCCCUCAGUCAGCACUAUGUUCUAAGUGUUUAUGGAACAUAGUUAAAAGCAAACUUAAAUGGUAUUAUGUGAACUGCAAGGAAUCGUACAGAUUAAAUAAUUUGAAACAUUAGUAAUAAUUAAUUUUGUCAUGAAUUUUGAAGAAGCAUGAUUCAUCAGAGGUCGAUAAUCCUUCACAGAGCAGCACAAUUGCAGCACAAUUUUUUUUAGCCCACCCACUGGAUAAUAACAAACCUAUCCUCUUGUUUGCACAUUGAAUGUAGAAAUGGCAAAAUGCUGACCUCAAUGGGAAAUUCAAGCUGCCAAUGAAGAAUGAAUUUAUCCCUACUAACUUUGAAAUUGUACCUUUAGAGAAGGAUGCACCACAGUACCCUACUCUUAUCAAGGUAAGCAUAUGUAUUUAAUAGUUGUGGGUGGAAUUUUGGGAAUAUGUACCAUUCUUUCCUGAAUUGCUUUUGAAAGAUUAAGGUCAUUGAGUAGGCUGCUUAUAAUAUGAACAGUAUUGUAAGACUAGAUUGUAAAAAUGAAUGAAAAUUGGAUCUUUAUUUUAAGAGGUGACUAGCUCCUGUCCAGUUGGCUUUUUGCCCCGUAUUCAAAAUAUAUAAACCUUUAAGUUUACAAAGUGGUGGAAGUGAGUUCAAAUUGCAGAGUUUGUAAAUGAACUCCUAAUGGCUCAUCCCAAUAUCAGGUAAGCCCAGACCCUGCCAUAGCUGUCUCUUCUUUCCAGACUUACCUGGCAGUGGUGCAAACAAAUGGCGUAUGGAUUUAGUGUUCAUACCUGCAAAAGUCCCACAGGGCUUAGAGGUCGUCCCUUCAUCUCAGAAAUGUUAGCAUAUAGGCAUGUGUUUAGACAGCACGAGGGAACAUUGUAGGGAAUAGGUCUGCAUCACUGUGUGUAAUUGGGGUGGGGUUGAGAAAUUUGGGCUCUGUUAAACCCUGUGGGACUGCACCCAAACUCAGAUGGCCUGGGCUCUGUAUGUUUAUAUUCUUUAAACAGAUUUAAAUGAUAAAAAUACAGUUUGUAAUUUAAUAAUAAUUAAUAAUAACAAUAGAAAAUGUAUGUUUUCUUAAACUCAGGACACUGCUAUGUGCAAGCUAUGGUUCAAGCAAGAUGACAAAUUUUUCCUACCCAAAGCUUGUCUCAACUUUGAAUUUUUCAGGUAUGCAAGCAUUUUUGUCUUUAAAAUUUAUCUUUCUAAGCAGAGUCAUUCAAGAAAACAUUUUAUCAUUCUAGACAUGCUUGGGGCUGCUAUAGUGGAAUAACUGAGAUUGUCGGUUCCCACUUAUUGCUACAAUCCAGCAUUAUGGAUGUGCAACAGUGUGCACAGGUUUUCUGCUGGCUGAAAAGUAUUGUCCACGUUCCAGAGGAGCAACCAUGUUAAUCUGUUGCAGCACAAGCAACAAAGUCUUGUAGCAUCUUAAUUUGUUACUGUUAAAGUGCCACAAGAGUGUUUUAAACGUAAUCCAAGAGCUGUUAAUGACUCUCCUCCUUCACCACACUCCUACACCAAACAUAUCUCUGGUGAUAGAGCUUCACAGCACAGGGAAUAUAUGCACUGAAACAUGCUUCCACACAUGUAUGGCUAUAUCCAAGCCAUGGGUGUUUGUUUGAUUACUUCAUUCCUCAAAGGGAAGUAGCUUUCAGUCUAUUCAGUGGAGCAGUCCCUCAGCUUUAUGAUCCUGGUGAGUGCCUUGUUUGACCUGGACAAGUCCACUUUUAUACAACUUUGGUACCAUUCUACUAUCCUUAGGUAAAGGUAAAGGACCUCUGACCAUUAGGUCCAGUCGUGACCGACUCUGGGGUUGCGGCGCUCAUCUCGCUUUAUUGGCCAAGGGAGCCGGCGUACAGCUUCCGGGUCAUGUGGCCAGCAUGACUAAGCCGCUUCUGGCGAACCAGAGCAGUGCACGGAAACGUCGUUUACCUUCCCUCUGGAGCGGUACCUAUUUAUCUACUUGCACUUUGACGUGCUUUCGAACUGCUAGGUUGGCAGGAGCAGGGACCGAGCAACGGGAGCUCACCCCGUCGCGUGGAUUCGAACCGCUGACCUUCUGAUCAGCAAGUCCUAGUCUCUGUGGUUUAACCCACAGCGCCACCCGCGUCCCUCUCUACUAUCCUUAUUUAACCCCUAAAGUAAUUUUUUUGUGUCCUAGGAGCAUCUCAUUUUGGAGGAAGGUUUUUUUUUUAAUAAGAUUUGUCCAAGAAGUAGAAUGUGGGACUGUUGUAUUUGACAGAAACUGGUAUGAUAGCAGGAAUUAGUAUUGUAGAGCCAUAAUUCCCUUACUGUACACAUGCAUUUUGUGUCCUACCAUAUUCUGUGGAAGAAUCACUUCUUGAGCCUUUGCAGCACUUCAAGCUGCAUCCUAAAAAAGCAAAAGUGAUCCGAAAUGGUGGGAAUUGUAGUCCAAAAACAGCUGGAGACCCAAGUUUGGGAAACCCUGCUCUAGCCUCCCACUGUUGUUUUAUCCCCUGCUGUCUCUGCAUGUUGGGCAAUAUCAAUGAGGCCAGUGGAUCCAGCUCCACAUACAGUCAUAUGGAAGGAAAUAAAUGAACAGGGCUUCAUUCUCCUCUCCCUUCAAAUGUCCAGAACAAUUUUAGAACUGCACAUUAAAGCUUUUGAUUUUUUUAAAAAAACAUUCUUUAGCACACAAAAUAAUUCAUCUUUGUUUUGGUCUGUCUCAGCUUGGGAGCUUUGAGAACAGUUAAUAUGCAACAAGUAAUAAAAUAAAUAUCUUUAGCAUUCCUGUGAACCCAUAAUCACCAUUGCGGUUCUGCAUAAACUACGCUUCAGGUCUUGCCUCCUUCCCACCAGACCUCUAGGCCAGAUAGUACUGUUGCAUCUCUGCAUUGGCUGUGCUUGAAUCAUUAAAUCAUUUCCAGUGCAGUACAACUGAUCACCCGCAGAGGUCUCCCUUUGUAUCUAGUGAUGAUGAAUUACUCAAUUUGAAAUUGUGAUUUGCUAACAUUGCUAAUAAUAUUCCCCCCAUCAGGUAAUAGCUCUCACAUACCCCAAUUUGGAAACUCUGUUGCACUCUUGAUUCAAUGUCACUGGGAUCUCAAGAGGGCCCAAGCACACCUUUCUAAUCUGUGAACCUCGACUCACCAUCCCUAUAGUAUAAACUUACUUGUAAUGUUAGCAACAACCAGGGUGCCUUUCUGCAAAGCCUCCGUUUUCUGUCGUGUCUGGAAUGUGGUGUGUAGUUUUCCCAAAGCAGCUGAACGUUCAAACAGAAAAUAUAUGUUCCAGAGCUUCUUAUGAGCGAAAUAUGCUCAUAAGCCUGAUAAUUUCUCAGUGUAAUGCUGCUCAAUUCAUAAGGAAGGCUGAGCAUUAUGAGCUGGGGAUAUUUGUAUAGACCAGUUAAAAACUUACUUUGGUGAAAUUGCUUGGUUCUGAAGUCAAAUUACCUGUUAAAGUUGAAGCACACUUAACAGUUUACAGCACUGAAAAUGAAAUUUAAGAUAAAACCAAGUAAGUUAGGUUUUUACACUUAAUAUAAUUGCUAGCUAAUUUCAUGGUCCCAUUUUGAUUUUUGAGGAAGCAUGUGAACUGCAGUACUGCUUAGUUUUGUAAGAAAGUUUAUAGAUAGAAACUUGGGUGGUUAUGUAUCUUGAAAUGAUAAUUCCUAUAUUAAGUAAAAUGCAGUCAUCCCCCCCAAACUUCUUUAUCUUCUGAUGAGUUUUGUAUUGAAAAGGUUUUAAAAAUGAGGUCUCAGCCUUUUCUGAUUAUGUUGCUUCUGCUUGUGAUGGGUCUCUACAAUAAUAGCCUUGAGAUAAGAUGUAUAUGAAAAUGCAACAUUGUCCAGUGAGUUUUAACAUAUAUUGAGGCCGCAUACAUUUCUGGGAGUAAGUCUGAUUGAACCCAGUGAAACUUAACUUCUGAAUAAAUAGUAUUGGUUUGCAUGUCAGAAAUCAUUGUGCAAAGAGUCACUUGUUUCACAUUAUUAAAAGAACAUUCUGAUUUUUCUUCAAAAAGAGAUGCAUGGUUUUAAUUAAAUGUUCUGUUCUUUGAAUCAUUAUUCUGCCCCAUAAUUAUUAUUUUGCUUUAACAUGCUGAAUAUUGUUGUACUUUUGUAUUUUACUUAUGAUAGAAUUCUUCAGUAAGAAAUGUUGCUUUGUGAACAAUUUACUUGGGCGAUGUUGAUGCUUUCAUAUUUUUAACUGCUAUAUGUAUAUAUCCAUAAUAGAUAUUAGACCAUACUGUACACAAAUUACUUCUGCUCUUAAUCUGGUUUGUCACUCUUAAUAUGUUGGUGCAAAGCAGUAUUGUUGAAACAUGACUUGAGUCUUUGAGUUGUCUUUACCUUUGGAAGUCUCUGCAGCGUACUCUUCUUCAUUGGGAUAUUGCAAAAAUAUAUCAGGGUAGCGUUAUGUGCUAUAGCUAAAUACAAAACUUUGAUAUUUUUGUGCCUAAUAUAGAAAAUGCCAGUGGUUUGGUAGCAAACCUAUAACUGCGCUAUUUCCUGAUUUUGUGAAACCAGCAGCUGUGUUCAGUGAGGUUUAAUCCUGAUGACAAGCAAGUUAAGUGUGAGACUGUCCUACUUGGCAAGCUUUUAGAUUUAUCCACUGUGGCGAUUUUUAACUCAUUGUAUAUUUUAAGUGUUUUAUAUAUGUUUUGUACUUGUUUGUAAGCAUUUGUCUUUGUAACAAAUUCAGAAUAAUGUGGGCUAAAAACGGUUUUGUGUAAUCUUAUGCAGUAGAUUUAACAUAGAUGUAAUACAUCUGUGUGUGUCUGUCUCAGUAUGGAAUUGUUAAAUCAAUCUUUUCCCCUUUAGCUGUGUGUUUGUGUUCACAUACUGUCUUAAUAUUCUCAUAACAGGAAACAGGAUUUUCUUUUUUACUGUGUCCUUGAGAUCCAGUAUGGAGGAUCUAGCAGAGCUGGGAAGUAAUUGCAGCAGAUAUUUUACUUUCAACAUUUUCUUCCAGCCCAUUUGCUUACGUGGAUCCCUUGCAUUGUAACAUGGCCUAUUUGUACCUUGAGCUACUCAAAGACUCCCUCAACGAGUAUGCAUAUGCAGCAGAGCUAGCUGGCUUGAACUAUGAUCUCCAAAAUACCAUCUAUGGGAUGUAUGUAAGUACCAAAUCAAGGAGAAUCUUAAAAGCCUUAAAUUUACUUCCACUAAUCAGAAGGAAAAAAUUGAUUUGCUGGAAGCAAUUUUUCAAUGGCUUUUCCAAUUGAGAACCUGUUUUUUUCAGUUUCUUUUUCAACCUUGAUUUCUAGCUAUACUUUCUCAUAAUUUGAAAUUUCUGGAGUCUUCAACAUUUCCAUUCGCAUUCAGCAAUUUUUGCACUUCAUUUUACGUCAUUCACCAGAAUAUUUGCAAGAUUAUUUUUUUUACUUAAAACUCAAAUUUACAGUCCGAAUUGGAGUUGAGAUACUGCUCCAUUUCACUAGAGUUCCGAAUGAGAAAUCAAAUUCCCAGUGUUUCACUCCCGAGAAUAUUGGUUAUGAGGCUGCAUAUACAUACUCUUCAGUCAUGUUUCUUCAUCCAUUACCGUGUCGCUCCUUGAAGUAUCAAAGCAUCCUUUUGUUUUGUUUUUCUUUUUUGUUAGUCGCUACCUUUAUGCUGAUCCUCUCCAUUGCAACAUGACAUACCUGUUAAUCAGGUUAUUGAAGGAUGAUUUAAAAGAGUAUACAUAUGCAGCACGCCUCUCAGGUUUGGUCUAUGCCAUUGCAUCAGGAAUGAAUGCAAUACUUGUAAGUAAGAUGGGGGGGUGAACAAGCAAAAAGUAGAUGGCGUGAGAGUUGAGUGCUGCUUGGAAAAAUGGCUCCUGGUUUUGUCCUUUGCAUCCCUAUCAUAAGGGCGUGAGACUUGUGCAGUUUUAUAACCAUUUAUUGAAUGGUUUGGCCAUGAUUGGAAUGGUUUUUUUUAUGACUGAGAAGUGUGCUGAUGCAUUACUGAUCUGCAUUUCUUACUCAUUUGUAUAGUAUAGUAACCUUGAAAGAGUUGCUAUGUUUUUAGUUAAACAUGGAGUUCUGCUGGCUUUCAGUCAUUUAGAUCCUAAUGUAUACUUAAAAAAUAAAAAACCCCAGCCACCACCAAAGUACUGCAGGGCGUCUGGAAGACUAAUACAUUUAUUGCAGCAUGAGCUUUUGUGUGCCAGAACCACCUUCAUCAGACAUGCAAUUUACUAAAUAUUACUAACUGCAUUAUUGGUAAGAGAAGACUGCAUUUCGGGAUCAAGAUGACUUGUGAAACAGGGUCCUUAUAUAACACAUGAGUACAUUAAAAAGUGAUCUCUAGUACAUGACUAUUUCUUUCCUAAACUUUCCCAAAACAUUGCACUUACUUUUAAGACUCCAGUAAUCUCUGCGUAGGUCAUAUAUUUUCUUUAUCUGACGAAACAUGGGGCUGCUAAAAAGCAUGCUUUUUAAUGUACUGGUUUCAGUGCUAACAUUGGCUGGGGGGAAACAGCACAGUUUUAUAGUAUUUUUGCUUAUUUACAUUUGUAGCUUGCCAUUUUUUCCAUCAUGGAACUCGGUGUGGUUUAUGAAGUGUUGUUCAGCAGCCUCUCACCUGAUCAGACCUAUUUAGCAUCAGCAAGGUUGCCAAGGUGUUAUGUUUUCAGACUGCAACCUGGGAUCUAGUCAAUAUGAGUCAAGUCCAUUCUAAUUACUUUCAUCAUGUAGCACAGGGGUUGGGGAACCCUUUUGACUUCAUAGGCCAGAUCCUUAUUAGGAUCUGCCUCAGUGGCUUAGUUUGCAAGGUUGGCAGAGCCUCCCACAUACCAGUCACCAGACAUCACAAAUGACAGGUGAGUAGGUGCAUCUUGCAGGUAGCAAGGUGUUGCUAAAACAAAGGUUUUAUCCUUUAUAUGCGCAAGGAGCUUUGCAGAUGCUGCUGGUCAUCAGUACCUGCAAAUCCUCUUUUUUCUUCUUCUCCUGUCCCCUCUAGCUCCCUAUACACCUUCAGAGUAAGCUCCAGAAGGGGGGAGAAACCUGUGCAGCAUGUUUGGGGGGGGGGCAGGAAAGGGAGAGGAAACUGAAGUCACAUUGCACAAGCAGCACCCAGUUGGCAUUGCGUUCUAUACAGCCUUGUGUGUAUGGUGGUCAACCGAGUUAUGCAAUGAUUUUAUGAGCCUGUCAUCUUGAUGUCUUAAACAUUUGUAAGUCCCUACUUCUUAAAAAUCAGUUUAUAAUGGACUCUUCUGCUUUAUUAACUAUGGAACAGAAGUUUUUCUUUCCUAUAUUCUUUUCUAGAUUUGGGUUCCUAGCAUACUUUUAUUCUUCAUUUGGAAGAAGAAUGAUAAACUACUCUUUUCAUUCCAAUUAGCAUAUUGCUUUUCUGAUUUUAAUCCUGGGAAAGAGCAACAACAUUUCAUUCCGUUUUCUAUUACCUGACGUUUGAAGCAUUGCUUUGCAGCAUGGAACAAUAUUGGUUUUCCACUAUAAUUUUGCUUUGUAAUUGUAAUAGAAGAUGUUAAGCCCUGGGAAAAAGUAAAGCAGUAAUAAUAUCACACAUAGACUUCGAUGUAGUAAAGGGCAAACCUUAGUAUUUCUGGUGAAAUAAGGGAGAAUGCUUCCCAGUGUUAAGAAGUUGCUGUUUACUGCUUUGAUGGACAAUCUAGAAUUCUAGAAAACAGAAUAUUUCAAACACAUAACAGCUUAUAUAUCCUUUUCCUAUAGCUUUCCGUAAAAGGUUACAAUGACAAGCAGCAUAUCCUGCUCAAGAAGAUUGUUGAGAAAAUGGCUACCUUUGAGAUUGAUGAAAAAAGAUUUGAAAUUAUCAAGGAGGCGGUAAGCCAUCUUGAACUUGACUUUGAUCCUUAUAAAUCAGAAUAUCAAGCAGGGGAAGACACCAUACAUGCAAUAUUUCAUUCCUUGAAGGCAGGAGGGGGUGUGCAGGAGCCUAAAAGUUCAAAUAAGUUACAGUGGUGCCCCGCAAGACGAAUGCCUCGCAAGACGAAAAACUCGCUAGACGAAAGAGUUUUCCGUUUUUUGAGUCGUUCCGCAAGACGAAUUUCCCUAUGGGACGUUUCGUCUUGCGAGUUCUUGCGAGUUUGUUUCCUUUUUCUUAAAGCCGCUAAGCCGUUAAUAGCUGCUAAGCCGCUAAUAGCCGUGCCUCGCAAGACGAAAAAACCGCAAGAUGAAGAGACUCGCGGAACGGAUUAAUUUCGUCUUGCGAGGCACGACUGUAUGAACAAUGUGUAGGGAAUGUACAUAUGCCUGCAGAAAGGUAUAAAACUGCUGGGGGCAAUGAUUGGUGCCACACUUGGACUGUCGUCAUUUGCACACUUGCCUGAGAGUAAGCUCCAUUUGAAAAUAAUGUGACUUCAAAGUAGUCAUCCAUAAGAUUUAAGUCAAUUAAAUUUAGUGAGGGCUUUUUCAGCUAUGACUCUGUCUUUCUGUAGUUCUCUUCCUCUAGCCAGUACAUAUAUUCUGUUCCCAUCCCUUAGUGCUGCUUUGAGAUUAGGAACAGACCACAAGAUCCCAUGCUUCUUCUCCUCCACCUGCCAGCUGCUCAUCAAUUACAGGCAAAUUCCUGAUGUGUUUUAUUGGCCCCAGUAUUGGUUGAUGAAUGCUAGUCAGGGUAACCUUUUAAUCAUGGAUGAAUAAUGAUUUGCCAUCCAGCUUCAAACUAUGAUAUGAGAUCUCAGUUAAGAGGGAGCCCUGCCCAUCUUUAUUUCUUUUAUCUGGCCAUAUAAUUUGAAUAUAGAACAUCAAAAAAUCAGGCAACGUUCAUCGCAAAUCUUCAUUUCUUAACCAUUAUUUUAUUUUAACCUUGUUAGUACAUGCGAUCGCUUAAUAACUUCCGAGCUGAACAACCACACCAGCAUGCCAUGUAUUACCUCCGACUACUGAUGACAGAAGUUGCCUGGACCAAAGAUGAAUUAAAAGAAGCUUUAGACGGUGAGCUGCUGCCAGUUUAUAUAUUUUGCCCAUUUUAACUACAUCUUUUCUAUCUAAUGUGUAUUUUUACUUGUUUUGAUUUUAUGAUUGUUUAUUAGUCAAGCAUUUUUUAUCUCAACUGAACUUUGAGCAAAGUAUUUUAAUUUCAUCUCAGUCUUAAAUAGUAUCUGCAUUCAUACUACUGUUCUAUGGAGGGUAUGGAGAUUUUUAGUAAUUUAGAUUGACUUAAUGGUGGUGAGAAAACCUUUUAAAACCUUAUUGUCAUGUUCUAGGUUUUUAAGAUCUAAAUUUAGAAUUUAAAUAAUCCUUAAUGAUAACCAAAACCACAUUUGUUACAGAGGGAAUAUUAAAAUAACAAAGCUUUAAGCAUUUAAAAUAAGUCCAUUGUGAAGAAGCUUAGCAUAAUCAUCAAAAUAUCUUUCUCUAAAAUAUAUCUAGUUUAAAAUUAUCCACCAGCAAUAACUAGUCAAUCCAAGAAGAUCGUAAGCUUCCAAAAGUGUCUCAGAUGUGAAGUUUGAAGUCCCUCACAGAAAAGUCCCACAGUUUUGGUGCAGACAGAUUUCAAGAACUUAAUCCCCCUAACUGGGGCUUCAUUUAGUUCAAACAAUCUGCCCUUAAAGAGUGCCUUUUAAAUUCUGGGAUCUGGACAGCAUAAAAACACUUUAAGAAAUUAAUUCCAUAUUCCUGUGGAAGAAGUGGUUAUGCAGUAUGACCCAUGGAUAUAUAAUUUGCCUCUUAUUUUUUUACAGUUGCAGUUGUGCAGUUCUAAAAUUCUGUUUGAUAGUCCUAGGAGAGGGGUCUCCAAUACUGUUUGACUCUUAACUCCCAUUAGCCCCAGCCAAUAUAGUCAGUGUUCAGGAAUGAUGUGAAUUGUAGUGCAAAACACCUAGAUGUCAGUACAUUGAAUAUUCCUGUUUUCAGAUGAGAUUUCCAAAUACUUUUCAGAACCCCAGCAUGCUGAAUGCCAUUCCUUUCUUCCUCUCUCAAGUCCUGUUUCCCUGUUACCUUUUAAAAGUCCAGAGAUGCAGCUGUUCUAGCUCAUCAAUUUUCUUUGAGUCUAGGGAAAAUCAGAACAUUGGAGAAAGGUACAGGCACUGCCACUCAUCUGCUCACCAAGCAUAGUUGCUGCUUUUCCAGUUUGGCAAGCUGAACCUCCGUCAUAUUAAGUCUGUGAACUCUGUAAACACUCAGUCUCUUUCAAGACAAAGGCAAGCACAGUAAUAUUUGUUUUAUACUCUCAGCCAGACUCGUACAAUUUGCUCCACUUUGUUCAGGAACAUUGCAUGGGGCAGGGCAGAAUAUAGGUCUCAGGAAGAAAGCAGCAGAUAUUUAAUUCACUCACUCCAGUUUGCAGCCACAUAGCUCACUCAGGGCUCACGCUGCUCCACUUAGAAGCCCAUGUCUGUUAUCAGACAAAAGAACUGGGCCAACACAAACUCAUGAGUGAUUCUAAUGACAGCAACAGAGAAUGAAGCAAAGGGGAAAUCACUAUCCAAUCCAACCUAGUCCCCAUACACAUCUUCAGGGCCAGAUGUGCUAAAUGGUCUUAUGGAUGAAAUCAAACAUCCUUCUAGUUUAGCAUUCUGUUUGCAGCAGUGGCCAUCUAUAUGCCAUUGGAGAUGCUUACAGGCAGGACAUGAAGACAAGAACCCUCCUCUGCUGCCCCCCUCUGUUGUCCUUGCAGUAAUGGGACAACUUCAUUGCAUGUGGCACUGUCUUUAAGCGACACUGAAACAUCAGCACCGUCUAGUCAAUAUAAUCUCAGUUGAGAGGGGGUUCCAUAAGUGGAAGUCCAUCACUGAGAAGGCCCUGCUCCACUUCACCACCCCAUGGGCCUCGCCCUCCAGCAGCACCCAAGCAGGACUUCCUCCACAGGUCUUGGAGCAUAGGCUGGGCUGGGAGUUAUCAGGGGAGGCGCUCCUUUAAAUACUUGGAUCCCAGGUUGAAGAGGUCUCGUACACCAGUACUAAUACCUUGAAUUGGGCUAGGCAGAUAACCACCAGUCAGUGCAGAAUUUGUUGCAAUAUGAUUGCUUCUUGCCUCCCUGUGUAACAGCCAGCAUAAUCAUUCUGCGGUAGCUUCAGCCUCAAGAACAACCCCAAAUACAGCAUUCCUAUGUUCUCUACCUUACCAUCAGUGAUAUCAGAGAUCUUAUUCACACAGCAUCUAUUUACUAGUGAUCCAUAUGCCUGGCUGUAGACAGGCAGGAGGAAGAAAUUUCUUUCCAACAUUCUCUCCUCACCCCCUGACCCCUGUGUAUGUGUCCCAUCUUUCCCUUUGUACACUUCUACAAGGGAGUGGAGGUGUGAAAUCUAGGUUAUUCUGAUUGUUUAGUUUCUAAGGUCGAUUGCCACAAUCCACUCUGGUGGCGCUUAAACUUGUAUUCACCAUUUACAUUCAUCUACACUCACAUGUGUUUCAGUGGGUGUUUGGAUGUGCCUGUAGCUAAAGGCAUUAAUCCUACCAUACAUAUCUAUGAAAAGUUUAAUUAAUUUCAAAAUAACCACCAAUCUCUGAAACUGCCAUUCAGAAAUAAUUGCUGUCAAGAUGAUGGGGAAUGAUAAACUACAUGUUCUUUUAUGUAGUUAACAGCUUAAGCUUUAUCUUCAGCCACCACCUGAAUGACUGUUACUAUUUUUGAGGCUGGAUGUCUGUUUAGCCUAACUGCAGUGCAGCAUAGUCUGUCUGUCUGCCUUUCUCUUUUCUUUUCUGUGUUGGAAUCUGGGUCAAAUAACAUGUGAAUUCUAAGCAAGGCAAACUACGCAGUGAGCACUGCAAUUUUGUCCUGGAAACUUUCCCAAACCUGAAUAUUUGUGAAGAAAACUCCCACUGACUUUUGUUGAUUAUUAUAAAUUUCUUUGUCAUCUAAGACAUGUAUUGCAUUUUAGGAUGAUAUAGGCCCUGUUUUUCGAAAUGGAAAAUGUGAUUGAUUUUAAACAUCUAAAUAUCUAUUGUAGAUGUCACCCUUCCCCGUCUCAAGGCCUUUAUUUCUCAGCUGUUGUCACGGUUACACAUUGAAGCACUUCUCCAUGGCAAUAUAACAAAACAGGUUGGUUUGAUACGUUUUUCACCAGAAGCAGAUUUAUACUGAUAAUUGUACGUAAAAUCAAGGGUUUACUUAAGUUUCUCUAUCUUUUAUCCAUGCUUGCUUUUUAAAUCUUCAUAAGCUUUUCUGUCAGUGAGUCUCUCUUACAGGUUUGCUUGUCCAAUAUUGUUCUGUGGGUGUCUUUAACUAGAGAAAAGAGUAUAAAAUAACACAGAAAGGCUAUGACAUCUAUUUGAAAUGAAAUCUGCACAAUGCUGUAUCCCAGACUUAAGUUUCUGUUUCUUAAUACAUAUCUUGGGGACAGUACAGGUGCACAAUCAUAUCUGUGAUGUCUCUUUAAGCAUACUUUUCACAUUCAAGAUUGAACUGUUUGGCUGUGUGAUGCUUCCUUUUUGUCCCAGAUAAGUAACUGACCCUGUUAAGUAACUGACCCUGUUAAGUGAUUUCUUAAAAUCAAGCAAAACUACUUGAAUGUUCAAGGGACUUGCAUUCCAACAUGUAUUGGAAUGAGCUUUCAGGCAGUUUAUACUUCAUGGUAUCUGUGCAGUCUGCUUCAGUGAUGAAAUAAGGUUGUAAAAUUGAAUGCUAGAUCCACACACUUAAGUUCUCAAACAGGCAUAUAAUUUGAACCAAGAGCAUGUAUUUAAAAUAGCUGAGAAUGAAGUCAGUGGCUAAUGUUAAAUGGCAGUCUGUGAGCUGGAAAUAAUAGACAUUGUGACUUUAAUGUUAUAGUAUAAGAUUGCCUGGUACAGCUUUGUGAGAUGUUUGAAUAUUAUCUUAGCAAAGGAGUUUAAUGCAGCGAUGUUAAUGGUACUUUUGAUGAAAUUAUAGAGCUAGUUUGCUUCCAUACCUACCUGUAAAAUGAGACUAGGGUCUUACAUAUUUGCACUAAGUAUGACAGCUCUGUAUUGCGUAUAUUGGUUGGAUAAAAUAAGUAAGAGGAAGAUACCAACAGCCAUGUUUGUAGAAAAAAACUUUAAGGUACUGUAUCUGUAGAAACUGUGUAUAUUUUAUGUUAAGAGGCAACAGUGAAUGAGCAUGUCCAGCUCACUUAUUUCUGAGCAUCUUAAAAUAACCCUUAAUGCCAUAGUAAUGGUAAAAUAAUUUGACUUAAAGCAAACCAAAAGGGCAAAGUCUCAAAGUCCUCCCGCAUGAGCCAUUAAGAACUAGUAAAAACUAUUUGAGUCUCCCCAGAUAGUGAACUGCGCAGUGAACAAUUACAUCUACCAUACCUGGAUAUUUGGUUUCAUGGAAGAGGAAGUGGCUUUCCUAUUUGUUUAAUCAAACCACACCCUGGUUUAGCGUUUUAAAAUGUUUUCUUUUCUAUGCAAGGUUACUUUCUGUGAGGUAAGAAUCCAAAAGGUUUUGGCUUACUGAAUUUGAAUUUUAAAGCACAUUUUAAAUGAGAUUUUCUUGAGUUCAGAUCAGUUGACCCAGCCUUGUAGUUUUCAUUUUGAAGUUGCAUAUCUGAAUAUGACUGUAUAUUUCAAAAAGGCUUCGGAGUUUUGCAUCUCUAUAAGCACAGUUAGCUUUUAACAGCCUAUAUUAUUUUGGAUUUAAUUUCAAUACAUCUUGAUGAGUUUGUUUCCUCUAUAAAGGCUUUCCCUAGAGUGACUUCAGGCUUUUUUGUAGGUUUGUUUCUCAUUAUCGUAAGGUUUUCUUUGGUACUUUAAUGCAUAGUGAUUUUGAUAUCAACUCCAGAAAGUAAGACUCCUCUCUGGAGAUGGUCAAAGGGUUUUAUAACAUUGGCUUGUCAAAGGCAUUCUUGCUGUUUGUGCAGCUGUAUUGUUUUAGCCCCAUGAUGCAUACACGUCUCUCAUAGUUACAGGCUUAAGAGGACCAUGGACUUGGAACUUAAUCAAUGCAUAAAGUAGGAAAUGAAGGGGGAACUAAGGAAUUGUGUGGUUUCACUAAACUUUCAGAAACCAAAUGCAGAAGAGCAGGAGACAAGAGUAAUAUGGGGCCCUUUGACCCAUGAUACAGCAGAUGCUGGCUGUGGACAUCAAAGUAGCAAUGAGUUGAUAUAUUUUCUUUAAAUGAAGAGGGGUGGCAGGGAGGAAAAAACAAUUCAGCCUUGUGUGCUAAAAUGUAGGGCACAGGCAUUGCAUAUAAAAUGUGUAUUUAUUUAUUUAUUUAUUUAUUUAUUUAUUUAAAAGUUGAUCUUGUUUUCUAAAAGUAUUUAAAACAUAAUGUAGAAACAGAGAUUCAGCCUUUCAGUUUUGCGUGCUUCAUAGCUGUCACACGUACUAACUCGGCUUUGCAUUCCUAAUGCUUGCAUCUGCUGCAAUUAGUCAUCUCCUUUUCCUUUCUAAUUUUGCCAUUUCCCCUAAUACCUGUUAUCCUUCUGUGUGCUACCACAUGGACAAUUGCCAGGAGAUGAAUAAACUCUCUGAUGAAUUUCUUCUCUUCCAGGCUGCAUUAGGAAUUAUGCAAAUGAUUGAAGACACUCUCAUUGAGCAUGCUCAUACAAAACCUUUGCUUCCGAGCCAGCUUGUAAGGUAUAGAGAAGUACAGCUGCCUGACAGUAAGUUGUCCAUUUGGACAUAAGCUAUAAAACAUAUAAAGCUGAGGUUCAUGGUGCUUACAUUUGCAAUAAGUCAGGAUGAAAUUUCUUGAUUUGUUUUUAGAAAGUGACUUGCUUUCAGUACUGCAUGGCAAAUAUUUCAAAAUCAACGCCAAAAUGAUAUAUAUUUUUGGCAACAAUAAUCUAGGUCUGUGUUGUGAAUCUCUGUGUUAGUUUUGGAGGAAAAGGUCUUCCUCACUGAAUAGAGUACAGAAUUACUAUACAAAUGAAAUCACUCAAGUCUCAGUAUUUGACUUUCAAAUAUAUAUCCUGAAUUUGUUGACAGACUGCAAAGAGUUAAGCACUGCAGAGUAGGAAAAUGGAUAGCAAUGUGUAGAGGUGCAUCAUGGGCAGAUCAUGCACCAUUUUGGGGCUGGUUGCUAAUGUGGAAACGGGAACUACUGUUUACCAAAUCAGUCACUGGCAUUGUUUGGGGUAAUUAUGCAUCUGAUAAUAAUAUAAGCUGAAGUUCUUUGCUCAUGGAACAAAGAAACCAUGACUAGAAAAAGUAAUUCAUCUCAGUCCUGGGCCUCCAGAUUGCAUUUAUAUAGAGUACUUAUACUCUCUCUGCGAUGUACACUAGUUUAGAGAAGAAAAUAUAUUUCCCCUUCCAUUCAAAUUCUGUUGACAAUGGAUGGUUCCCUGCUUGACCAUCUUUCAAAAUGACCCUUUACAUCAUUUUCAUGUUUUUUUAGGAGGUUGGUUCGUCUAUCAACAGAGGAACGAGGUUCAUAACAAUUGUGGCAUUGAAAUAUAUUAUCAAACAGAUAUGCAAAGCACCUCAGAGAAUAUGUUUUUGGAGCUCUUCUGUCAAAUCAUCUCAGAGCCUUGCUUCAAUACUCUGCGCACUAAAGAACAGUUAGGUAAAUAAUAGAUUGCCUCUCUCCAUAGAUCACCUAAAUAUUGUUAUAGUGAGCAGAAAUUGGAUUGUAUACUUCAGCCACUAUAGUUCAAUGUAAUGUGCUGUCCAUGUGAUGGCUGUGGAAUCUUAUUGCUGGUUUGGGGCCCUUCAUGCUCAGUGACAAAUCAAGGAAAUCACUGUUUCAAAGAGAUACAGGAGAAUCAUGAAAGUGAUUUAUACAAUUUUAAUAUAUAUGCUGUUUUCUUCAUGGUCAAAAUGCAUAAUGUGAGAUCCCUCCAUUAGCUUGCACGAAAGCUAAAACCUGAGAUUAGUUACGAUAGUUAUAUCAUCUAUUCACUCGAUGUAAGGCCAUUUAAGGCACUAAUGGUUAUGUUAGAAUUUGGCCAGAAUUCAAGGGCAGAAAUACAAACCCCUUCUGCCUUUUUAAAUUAUUUAUUUAGUGAGUCUAAUAGAAUGAAUUAUUUGGUUUUUUUCAAGGUUACAUUGUGUUCAGUGGUCCACGGCGGGCAAAUGGUAUCCAAGGACUACGAUUUAUCAUCCAGUCAGAAAAACCUCCACACUACUUGGAGAGCAGGGUUGAAGCUUUUUUAAAAACCAUGGAGAAGAGUAUAGAGGACAUGUCUGAUGAAGCCUUCCAGAAGCACAUCCAGGCUUUAGCAAUUCGUCGUCUUGACAAACCAAAGAAACUGUCUGCUGAGUGUGCAAAAUACUGGGGCGAAAUUAUUUCCCAGCAAUAUAACUUUGACAGAGGUAAGAAGCACUCCCAAGCUGGAAAUGUAAUUUUUUUGGAUGACAGCUUAACAAAAGUAACAAUUCAGACCAUCUAAAAGUGUACCCACCAUGCAUGAUAAAAUAAUAAUAUUUAGUUCUGGAAUACACUUGGAAGAUUAAUUAGUGUCAAAAGUCACAAUGCUGGGAUGCUGCACAUAGCCGGGGCGACCCGGUCAGAUGGGUGGGGUACAAAUAAUAAUUUUUUAAAAUUAAAUUAUUAUUACGGCAGCUAUUUCUGUGGUAUUACCAAUUUCUUUGCCCCAUCUAGACCACAUUCCAUUUUUGAAACCUGCCUGGCAUGUAUUCUUAUAACCGAUUAUGUGAUGAGGGAUUUGCAUUCUGGAAAUUCCAGUGCUGCCUUAUCCCUUCCUUUGCAUCACUGUAAGAACAUAUGAUGCUUGAUGCAGAUACUCCUGAUCCAUUAAUCAUAGUUAAGAACAUGGAAUGUCACAUGUGCAUUCAGAAAAUGUCCUGAUCCUUCAGGAUAGCAAUAUUUUCAGUGACAGGCAUAUCCCGGGUAUAGGGCGGUAUAUAAAUUCAAUAAAUAAUAAUUAUAAUUACAAUAUGUUGAGGUGAUGUGAUUUGAAGGAAGUGUAAAUUGCAUAAUUGUAUUAAUUAUAAACUUUGUCGUCCAGAUAACAUUGAAGUGGCAUAUCUCAAAACUCUUACUAAGGAUGAUAUUAUGCACUUUUAUAAGGUAAGCUGAUCAUAAUAUUUCUGAUUAGUUUAGCUUCUGAUUGUAAAAUUGUGUAAAAUUUAAGGGAAUAUAUUAAUAACAGUUUGAGAACUUGAUAAGCAUCACAACUUUUAUCUAAAUGGAGUAUACAUAUACCAGAUGUUAAAAUGUUGCUGUGUGCUAUGAACAUGAAAAUAGAGCCUGUGAGUACAUUCUUCUGUUUUUUAUUUUAUUCCACAUUCUUUUUAUCAGGGUAAAAAUGUUGCUCCCCAAUUAUUCUUGCUAACUUAAUUCUGUGCAUACUGUCAGCAUAAUUCAAACAUGUAAAUGAUAGGGUUUUUUUCUCUUUUUUGCCUGGACAAGCCAAAGCUCUUUACAGGAACAAUUAUAUAUAUCUGUGUGGGUUAAAAUUGUGACACUAUAUUCUAAAAGCUUUUUAAAGUAGAGGGGGGUGGGGAAGAACAACUUUUUUGUUGUUGUUCUUUAGCCAGAUUCUACAAAGCACACGUUGUCCUUGGGGACAUCUCUGCAGCUACUAUUGUCAUUGUUACGUAUAGCACCUGAACUGUUUGUGUGCUGUAUUUAAGGAAGUUAUAGGGUUGUUUGAACCUUGCAAUCAGCUCUGUAUGUAUAACAGUAAUUGGUGAUUUUGCAAAAUUAAUAAUAUUGCCUUAUUGAGCAGCUGCUUAUUGCAAUACAAGUACAUAGCAGAGGAGUCCUAUAUUCCAACUCGGUGGUUCUCAACCAGUGGGCCGUGGCACCCUGGGGUGGCUUGAAUGAUCGUCACGGGUGCCAUGGACAACACUGGCCUCUGUCUCUCCUUCUUUCCUUCCCUCCCUCCUCUGAUACCCUCUUGCAUCUCUGCCUCCCAAAGGCUUGCACAACUGUUUGUUGCAGCAGCCCUGGCUAUGAGCUCCCCAGGCGAAUGGUGUCUCUGGGGCUGGCCAGGGGGUGCUUCCCAGGCCCCUGUGGGGCAGUGGGAGGAGGCACCUCUCUUGGGGGGGGGCAGCUCAGAGACCAGGGGUGGCAGCUACCCAGAGGAUUCCCAAGGAGAGGGGAGAAAAGAGGAAGCUGAGGGAACACUCUACAAGGGAGGCUGUUUGAAAAGAGGUGAGGGGCUGCUAGCUUUGCAGGCAGGGGGUGACAUAAUUGGGCUCCAGAGGCCCACGGGGUGCCACAGAAAGAAUAUUGUUGGUCAAGGGAGCCAUGGACCCAAAAAGGUUGAAAACCUCUGGUCUAACUUAAGCCCAGCUUGGAAGAUACAAGGAGAAAAAAACAACAGGAACAAUACAAAAGAUAAUAGUGUUAUUGUUUUCCUGUCCUCCUUGUGGGCUUCCCAUAGCCAUUGGCUUGGCCAUUGUGAGAGCAAAAUGCCGCACAAGCUAGGCCUUUGGUCUGAUCCGAUAGGGCCACUCUUACGAUAUUAACAGCAGUCAUGCUCCCAAUGUCCCUGGAAUAACCUCCCCAAAUCAGGGGCAAGACUGCAACAGCACUCACAUGCCACAUGGACACAGAGAGAGGCACUCUGUGCAUGCUAAGAGGUGUGCAACCAUCAGGUCACAAUGCCCGCAACUUGUAAGAAAGACAGAAAGAUAAACAAUGCCAAAAGGCACAGCGCUGUCUGCUAAAGCAGUAGCGCACAUGCAAAACAUUUCCCCCCUCCAAACUGCCAGUGGAAGAAAGCAAUACGACCAGAUGGCAGUAACAAGCAAGGGUUCAAUGUGUGCAGCUUGCAAGGCAGGUAAAAAUGAAUACGUUAAACAUAUUCCAGGGCUGUUGGUUCAAGUUCAGACGAACUAAUUUUCCCCCUUUAAUAACUGGUGCUUAUUAAAAAGAGCAUGGUCACUACAGUUUUGAAGUGACUCAGACAAAUUCAUGCAUGCUUUUUGGAUCUUUGGUUUGAAUAGCCUAAGCAGAAUACAUGUUACAUAUAUGCCAGUAUUGGUUUUGGGAGUAGUACAACAGAACAAGGUGGAGGUGGACAAGGAAGCACAUGACUCUUCAGCAGUAGAAGCCCAACUAAUGAACCCUCCCCCCACCCCCAGGCUAGAAACCAUACAAAAGGGUAUUUCCUUCCAUGCCCCAAUGGUUGCAGAGCAUGAAGUACCGGGGGAAGCCAAAUGCACACACAGCUGAAAGAGGCAGCAUAUAAGGGCAGUGCACAUCCCUUUGGGUCCCUGUUUUCAAACAGCAGAGUGGAUUAGGAGAGAGCUCUGAAUCCUUAUCCUGUCUGUCAAACACAGCUGCUCGGUGUGCAGUUAAAAUGCAUGGUUGCAGACUAUGUAAUCAAGAGGUAGAAGAUGUGCUUUCAGUGUCUCCACACCAGGAGCAGUCAUGAGGAUAUCCAAGAUGAUAGCCAUGCUCCUCCUAUCAAUCCACCCCUUAUGCACACACACCCCACACCAUAUUCCUCCACCCACACCCCCAGUCCAUUCAUUCCCCCAUCAUUGCAUCUGUCCAGCUUUUGCAUGCGCGCGCACACACACACACACACACACACACACUGCAAGAAGGGAUGCAAGAAAGGGAAUGAAAUACUGUGCAGCAUUUCUGUUGAACAGAUUACAAGGCAACUUCUUUGAAGUGAGGCAAACUUCUUUCUGCCAUCUAAAAAAGUAAAUUAAAAAAUAUUUUGGAAUUGAAGCCUCUCUUAAAAAAAUAAUUGUGUAAGGAGUUUGCCAUUAACUGCCCCCCCCCCCCCGACUUUGGAAUGGAGAUGCUUUUUCUAGAACAACUUUAGUUACUUUUAAUUAUGAAUGCUCAUUGUGUUCAAGUCAGUGCUAAUAGAACUUGACUGUGCAUUGCAUCAGGGUUUUCAGUAGACUUGUCAUUACGGCCGAUUAAGAAAAUGUUAAUUAUUGAUAUAAGUGCAUUGUAGUUAAAUUAUUUGAUUACAGUUGUGGAAGGCAUUUGAUUUACUCCCCAGCUAAUUCUGUUAAUGAAGCUUUUAAAAGAUUUGAGCAACUGACAGCUAUAUCGACUUUGAAUUGCUUAGUCUUGCCAUACAUUUUAAUAUUGCUCUUAAGCAUUGCUGGUGUUUCUAGAUUAUUCAAAAAUGGCUCUCAUGUCUAGUUAAGUGCACCUAUUUCAUCAUUAAUUUUAUUUACCUUCCACAGUAUGUGGAAGAGAUUUUGGCGGAAUUUGAGGUUUUCUUGGGCAGGCUGCAAGCAUUAUGUAACAGCCAGGGUGAGUUAAUGGGGUGGACUCACUGGCAUAACUGAAAUAUUGACAAGCCAGCCCUGCUCAGGAUCAGGGAGGGGCCCAGUAGGUCAGUUUUGUUUAACACUGAACAGGAGUUUUCAUGUUUGCAAAAGAGUGACUUGAGAUUGUAUAUGACAGCAUAAGAAGCAGCAGUUGGCUGCAUAUCACAGUGUGCAUAGGCUACAUAUUUCUCUUCCUUUUUGGACAUUCCACCCUACUUGGAUAAAGUGUCCUGCUUGGGUCAGGCACAUCUGCUCCAGGCUGGCAGACUUUCUUGCACACUUUGGUCUGCAGUACAGAUGUUCCUGUGCUUUUGUUGGAAUAACCGAUUCUCAUCUCUCUUUCCUCUGUCUUUCUGUAGGAGAUGUUGUCAGUUGAUGCUCAAAGAAGGCACAAAGUAUCCGUGCAUGUACUAGCACGGGAAAUGGAUUCCUGUAAGUACUGAGUGCCUUUCUUUGUUUCCAAAUAAUCUUCACUCAAGUUUGCACAGAAAAACACUUGGUAGAACAAACAGAAUCUUUUGCAAAGGAUGGUUAUGACCUCUAGUGGAUUGGUGGGAGUAUUCACUCUCAGGGGUCCUGGAGAAUAACAAAUGUGAGAAAAGUUUGCAAGUGUGCAGAUUUUCAAGCAGCAUGAAAAGCAGUUCAACCCUUUGCUUUUAGUGGUCUGUUUAAUAUCUGUGUAUAAAAGUAGAUGUUUUCCUAGAGGUUUAUGAACUGUUGUUGUUGUUGUUGUUGCUUUAAACAGGCCCUGUUGUGGGAGAAUUUCCAUCUCAGAAUGAUGUAAACCUGGCACCAGCUCCACCACUGCCACAGGUAAGAUGUUUUUUAAUCAUUUCUGGAAAAAAAGAGAGUGCCCAAUAUACGCUCCAACACUGUUAUUUCUCGCUCAGCCUUAUCAUGUUUAGAAGUAACUAUCCCGGUGUUCAAAUGAGGCUGGUGGUGCAUAUCACCACCAGGAAAUGCAUUACUCAUGAGACCUAUCUGACUGCUAUGCUUGGGACAGCUUAACCACUGUGUGAACAAGCCUUUAGAAAAAUUGUGAGUGUCGUGAAUAGUAUAGAUUUGGGGUGUGGCACUUCUGGUACAUGGAGCUAAUUAGGCCCAAUUAGGCUUCUGUAUUUGGCCAUUUGAAGCAAACCACACCUACCUGUCAAGCACAGAGAGAUGUUCCUGUCUUAAGAUUGUCAUCAUAACAUAUUGGAUAUAUAGUUUUGUAAGAAGCCAUUUUUUAGGCAAUAUUAUCUCGUAAAUUUUGCAUCUGAAGGAAGUUCUUAUGUUAAGGUUUGGAUCUUAGUUAUAUUUUUUUUUGCUAUUGGCUUUUUAACUGAGACUUAAGGACUUGGUCACCCUUUGGCUGAUGAUUUAAAAAAAUGAAUUUUGCUUCAGUGAAUACAUAUAGGCUACGUGCUUGAUUCUCAAAGUUUCUUUUUCUAAAAUGUUUCUUUGCAGCCAGACGUGAUUCAGAAUAUGACAGAGUUCAAACGCAGUCUGCCACUCUUUCCUCUGGUGAAGCCACAUAUCAAUUUCAUGGCUGCAAAACUGUGA